AUGGACGGCAAGUACAGCAAUGGUGCAAUUUGCGUCAUGGACUGUGUCCUCACCUACAAAAGGUACGUCAUCCCAGUGCGCAUGCACUGAACGUUGUUAUAAUGAGUGAGGCUUGUGUUUGUGUGAGGAGCACUAACGCUUCUCUCCUACCGGUCAAUUAAUGGCCGAGCUCCACCAACACCUCGUGUUCUGUCAGAUUUCUGGAUCCAUCAGAAAUCUCCACUCACGUCAUAUCCAGCGCAGCCACAUUAUGUCCGCGGAUGCACUGGACACGAUGUGGAUGGUAAAAGCUCUAGCUAGGCCACUGCCUCUACGGAAGCACCAUUGCUGAGAAAUGCAAGUUCCUUAUGCAACCCCAAUUCCCUUUUUAUCUUUACUAUACAUGAACUCAUAUGUCUGAGUGUGGGUUAAAAAUUGUCUAGAAUGAGUGUGCUGCUCAGGUAGUGUGUGUUUUAGGAGGUGUGGGGAGCUGCAGUGAGUGUGUUGCUCAGGUAGUGUUUGUUAUAGGAGGUGUGGGGAGCUGCAGUGAGUGUGCUGCUCAGGUAGUGUGUGUUAUAGGAGGUGUGAGGAGCUGCAGUGAGUGUGCUGCUCAGGUAGUGUGGGUUAUAGGAGGUGUGGGGAGCUGCAGUGAGUGUGCUCCUCAGGUAGUGUGGGUUAUGGGAGGUGUGGGGAUCUGCAGUGAGUGUGUUGCUCAGGUAGUGUGUGUUAUACGAGGUGUGGGGAGCUGCAGUGAGUGUGCUGCUCAGGUAGUGUGUGUUAUAGGACGUGUGGGGAGCUGCAGUGAGCGUGCUGCUCAGGUAGUGUUUGUUAUAGGAGGUGUGGGGAGCUGCAGUGAGUGUGUUGCUAGGUAGUGUGUGUUAUAGGAGGUGUGGGAGCUGCAGUGGGUGCUGCUCAGGUAGUGUGGUUAUAGGAGGUGUGGGGCAGGUGAGUGUGCUGCUCAGGUAGUGUGAGGGAGGUGUGGGGAGCUGCAGUGAGUGUGCUGCUCAGGUAGUGUGGGUUAUAGGAGGUGUGGGGAGCAGUGCUGCUCAGGUGAGUGUACUGCUCAGGUAGUGUGGGUUAUAGGAGGUGUGGGGAGCUGCAGUGAGUGUGCUGCUCAGGUAGUGUGGGUUAUAGGAGGUGUGGGAGCUGCAGUGAGUGUGUUGCUCGGGUAGAGAUGAUCUAACUGGCAAAAAGCUGGCUAACUUCUUUAAAAAAAUAAAAAUAACAGCUACAACAACUAGUCAUAAUAAUGAACAUACCGUCUAUUUUUCAUUUAUUUAGUUUAGGGGAAUUGUGCUGUAAUACUGUUUGAAUUGAUAACUAGUUUGAGAUAUUUGGAUUUUGCUGAAUGUGGAGUUUAUAUAAAAGAUUCUGUCAUCGAGGUUCGUGUCACUGUGUUUCCCCCAAUUCCAUGAGUCACUCACAAAAUCCCCUCCUGAACUUUAGUAAAAAUAUCUUCUCAUAUUUCCUUUAUUCGGUGAUUAAAGCUGCUCCCAUCGCUGCCUAACCUGCUCGCAAAUGUAAUUGAUCAAUUUACAAAAAUGUACAUUAUCGAGCAAGCCAGCUAGUCUAAAAAUGAUUCAAUCAAGCAAAAUAAUGAAAUAAUUCAGAACAAUGCUUCUUUCCCCUUAACUCGUAUUCCUAUUGCGCACACGUUUACUGACAUUGUGAAAAGUGAUAACUUCCCCACUAUUUCAUAGUAUUUACUAAAGUAAUGGUUUUCUUAGUAAAUAUUGCCUGUUUUCACAUUACUUUCUAGUCUACAGAUUUACAGAAGAAACCAACGUUACGUUGGAAAUAAAACCAGAACCGAAACGAACACUUGUUUAAGAAAAAGUGUGAAAAACAAAACAAAACAAAAACAAAACAAAAGAUAAAAUCUGUUAGUCAUGAAAAAAAACAAACAGAUUUAAUAAAUUGCUCCAAAACUUUAAUGAAAAGCACUAGUGAAAGUGUUGGUGAUACUUCGAUGGAUCGCCCCCAGAAUGGCUGUACUUUAGAGAGAUAAUGGAAUCUUACUGUGCGUAUUUAAAGGGAUAGAAAUGCAGAACAAAAGAUCAGAGCACAGAGUAUCUUAUUCAAACAAUCAAAUAUCUGAUCAAUUAGUUUACACGGGAAUUGCUCAACCUUCAGAUCAGUGUCCUAUAUUUGCCUUUUUUACAGAAUGAUUAUAUUUGGAUUACCAUCCCUAUUUCAGUUUUUGCAGUUUGUCCCAUUGGCUGUGUGUAAUGUGAUUGCCGUCGUUUGUCCCGUUGGCUGUGUGUAAUGUGAUUGCCGUUGUUUGUCACGCUGACUGUGUGUAAUGUGAUUGCCGUCGUUUUCCCGUUGACUGUGUGUAAUGUGAUUGCCGUCAAUGUACAGCACUCUGCACAGUGUCACAAUACACAGGCUGCGCACAAAGAGAGGAUUAGAAGUGGUUCCAGUAAGUAGUUUAUAGCUAGGGAGAUCGUGCCAGGGUAACUAAGGCGCUCCCAGUUUACACUUUACAUUUUAUUUAUGUAGGAUUGGCUUUUAAAGGUACAGUCACUCUUUUUUCCUAAUUAAUGAGAGGUGGCCAAACAAUCAAUAUCCCAAAAAUCUAUAGGAACAGAUAAGGGGUAAUUCUAUAAAAAUUGGUUAUAAAGCGAGGAAAAACAGAACUCUGUUCCAACUAUUGCUGUCAUAACAUUCAGUUGAAAUAAAUGAUAAUUGGUUAAAAAUCUAGAAGAUACUUAAUAAACCCUGGCUAUGACUGCCUGACUCAGUAAAAGAAUCGAUUUCGGCAGUACAAGCAAAAGAGUACAAAAUAAGAAAUGAAUAAAAAAUGAAAAGAUUAAACAUAUCUCAAUAACAUAUCAAUAAGACAAGACUAAGUAGAAAAGAUCGCCAUAGCGAUAUCAAUCCGUGUCUUAGGGCAGGGGUAGGCAAGCUUUUAGCAGCACUGUGCCGAUAUAGGAUUGUGAUGUCCCGUAGCGUGCCGGUCCUAUUUUUUUAAAUUGAGGUGUGCAUGUUGCCGUAUUCUGCUUGUGUUAUUUAUACUGCAGUUGCUUUGUAUUGUUGUAUUUGUGCGUAUAUGAGCUAUUAUAUUGUAUAUGUUCAUGAGUAGUUUGUGGUAUCGUGUCCCUAUGAAUGUGGGCUGUGUAUAGGGGCUGCUUGUGGAAUUGUGUGUGGAUGGACAUGUCACAUUGUGUGUUUGGUAGUGUGUGUAUGUGUGGGACUGUUUGGGGUAUUGCAUGUGAGAGACUGCAUGUGGGUUUGUGUGUAUGUAUGUGGAUUGUUAGUGGUGUUACGUCUGUGCGGAUUGUACGUUUGUGUGUGGGCUGUUCGUAUUAUUUGUAUGAGGUGAGGGUUAUUCUGCAGCUCUCUGUAUAUCUAGCAGUGUGGGUGGCUUCCCUGGGGUCCAGUGGGGACCAGGCUGACCAGGUACAGGUCAAGGACCGGAGCUGCAACAGCAGCUGAGGGCUGUUGUACUCCAGUGUGGAUUCCUAUUCACAAGUGCUGGAAUUAAGCAAUCUGUGAUCACUUCCUCUAUGUGCUGCAAUGCAUAAAUUGAGGAUUGUCCUUCACCACCUUUUCAUAUUAGCAGAUAUCUGAAGUUUCACUGGGUCUCCUGAUAGGCCAGAGCAAGCCUUGAGUGCCGUGCAAAGACACCUUGAGUGCCGUGCAUGGCACAUGUGCCAGGUUGCCUACCCCUGUCUUAGGGAAUACAAUAAUAGAUCCCAAUAGAAUCAUCUAGUUAGUUUGGAAACAGAUACCCUCUAAAUAUGCAGCAUAGAUCGUCUAGUAAGCAACAAUGUAUCAAGGAGAAAUCCCAAAUCCGAUGCGAUGUUGUCUCCAUAUAGUAACAGUGAAUCCACUGCGAUAUAAAAUAGCCGUACAAAAUAACUAGAGGGACUGCUGCUCAAAAAGACAGUCCGAAACCACUUAGUCUAUGAUGAGAGCAUAUGAAUAUCCUACCUGCUAAUAUUAACUUUAUCCUCCGGCCACUAAGUCAAGGGCAUAUUUAAUAUAAUUUACAUAAGAAUAAAGUAAUGAGUAUAACAAAAGAUUACUAUGAUCUAUACAAAGAUAGUGUUACAGAUAUAGGUACACCCACAAACGAACUCCAUAAUCUGUGUCCGUAAUCACAUUGAUGAUAAUAAGAUAUCAAGAUAUAGUAUGAAAUGAUUGGAAAGGUGCCUUCGUGGGCACCUAGUAUAGAGACAUUAUAUUAGCAGAAAAUAAGAUGGUAUAAUUGCUAAAUCAUACUGCUCCUAACACCCUGAUCAGUCACUCGUCUAUCUGUGAUGCCCAGAUGGCUGUCAGCCAACUAGAUUCAUCGGGUGCCUCAAUGGCUAUUAGAUGUAGCUAUUAGAUGUAGCCCAUGGUCCAAGUCCGCCACGUAAAAUGAAGGUGCCCGAAAACACAGAAGACCGAGCUAGAAUAUAACAGUAGAGUGGCACAUAUCGAGCCCCCACGCGCGUUUCGCCUUGAGUUAGAGGCUCAUCAGGGGGAACUCAUUCACCACUUUCCCGGGUUUAAAAAGCCCGCCCCUGAAUCUAAUUGGUUACUGAUAGAAUCAGGGCAUGUAAGUGAGUACGGUGGUCGAGAUGACUCAAAAAGAUGAAAAGUAGCCAGACUAGAUGGUGAUCUCCAAAAUCGGCAUAGUUAGAAACAGGUCUGAUUGUCUAAUGCCAAUAUAAUCUAAUCAUCAGGUGAACUUAUAGAUAAAUAAAUAUCUUAUAAUAUGGAUUGCAAGUCUAAUGUAACCCUUAUUAUAGUAAAUUGAAACAUGAAUAAGUAAUCCACUUUUGUAUAAAUCAACAAUCAGAAUCACAUAUAUGAUGGUCUAUGUCAUCCAUAAAAGUCUAGACUAACUUAUCAUCCCUGUUGAUGAUCACUGUAAUGCAACUUGUAAAAAGUCAUCCUAAGAAGAAUAUCUGUAGGCCAAUAUGCCAAUUUCAAUGUUAUUAGGUAGUGGAGUUUUUGGUAUAGCGAUAACAUAAUGCUAAAACAACAUUAUAUCUUGCCAGGUUUAACAAGAUAAUCCACAGAUAGUAAGUACAGUCACUCUUUUUUCCUAUAUACGAUAUUUAUCCAAGUGUCCAUUUCUGAGACGGAAGAUAAGGAACGUUAUUGAAUAAAAGUGAUAUUACUUUACAGAUUUCUUACCCCUUUUAACCGAUAGGAGGAGUAGAGCCAGUAAGUAUUUUUCUAUUUCACUUGAAGAUGAAAGCGAGUGGUUGCCAGCACUGGAUUUUGUGACUUGCCAUAUCCCCUCUGUAUUUUGGGUGUAUUAUUGGGUUGUACAUUUACACUUUAGAUUUAUUGUUAAAGCCCUCCCAUGGUCUGUGGGGUGCAGCCAUAUCGGUUCCAGACCAGUCGUUGAAAGAAUUUCUCAAGGACUUCGCUAAAACUUUGUAUAUUUAUAGAAUGAAUGAAGAUGAUUUCCAACCAGGAGCUUUUAUUACUUCAAGAAACCCUUGACCUUGACUUGCAAAUCAUGCAGAUCUCCUGAUCGUUACUAAAGGUCCAACCUGGUGCCCAUUGCUGUAUUCAUAAAUUCUCUUUAUCACAUUGACCUUUUCUCACCAGACGUAGCUCGAACUCUCCCACAUUUCUACAAUUCUCUACCAAACUCAGAUUAUUUCCCCUCCUAUCAAACAGGUAGGUGCCAAGGUGUGCUUCUAAAUUUUAAAAAAAAUCUCUAUAAAACUAUCUCUGGAUCCAUUUAGUUCAUUCUGCGAUACAUUUUCAAAGAGUGCAAUAAAUCAGUAAUACAAUUUAGAGGAUAAUUUCUUCCGGUUGUCCACCAUAACGCAAUGUGCCAUGUGAAGCAAUGGCCAUCAGUCUAGCCAACAUCUCUCUGAAGCAAUUUGAGCCAAACCCCAAUUAUCGCGUAAAUCGACCGGUACAGGUUCAAAUCCCUGUUAGACCAUCUCACUAGUUUUCUCUGGGCAAGACACCCAACGAUAUAUAUCCAGCUACCUCAAAGCCUCAUAGAUUAUAAGCUUGUUUAAACAGGACAAUCUCUAGAUCUAAUAUCACCCUUUCUAUCAGUGAAAAGCUCUGCCGAAUAUGUUGCCAAUAAUAAUCAUAUUUCCAUCAGAGCCCGGAAUAUCUGAUAUUAAUCUUCACCUUAUAAUUAAACAUACGGCUAAUUGACGCCUGAUGUUCCCUCAGUCCUCCCAGCCCCCUCCGCCCACCCGCCCCCCGACAAGGCUGGCUCUGUCACCCAGUACUGAGAGAAUGCACGUCUCACCACGCUCACUGUGCCCUUAGAGUUAAAUUCAGGGCAUUGUAAGUUCAUACACGUAUUCUAAAGGAACAGGUAAUGUGGAAGCCCAGCUGGACAGCCUGUCACCUGGAUUAAAUACACUCCACAAUAGAAAAACUACAUUCCAGAAUUCAGACUAAAAUAUUCAGGGUUUGACUAGAACAGAACUAGGGAAUUUCUUCAGAUCACCAAUAUUAGCACAAGGUUUGUGGUUUGGUUUUCAAUUUACUGUGUAACGUCUUUCGAUGCCCAAUGGUGGCCACUAAUGUCACCCAGACCAUUUCAUCUCAAUGCAGUGGUGACUCAACCCGACUUGGCCAGGGAGCUGCGAGACCAUGUAUUAUAGUCGUGAUAUUGAUAGUGUAAUAAUCCUGCAAAACUACCCUGUAUCAGAGGGUAUUCAUAAGCUGGGGCAAGGCCAGUGACCUGUUUAUUGUGUGUCUUAUUCCAACCAAUGCUGGCCCACUGACAAUAGCGGAGGAAACCCCUUCGGGACCCCAGUAAAGGGGUUAAAAAUAAAUACUUUUGAUUUAAAAUAAUUAAAUUAGAUUUUCAAAAUUAGCACAGCCGGGGUAUUACUGGUGUCCCUCGGACAGGAUAUGAUUUUGCCAGAUUACUGGUGUGGGCUGCUAUUAAUGCUAGCAAGUAAAUGGUAUUCUGGUCCCAUUGCAAGACUGAUUCUUGAGAAGUCCAGAGCAGGAUAAGGCGACCAUAGGCAGCCGCCUAGGGCCCAAUGGUUAGAUAGGGGACUCGGAACAAUGAAUUUGCUUGGCCACAACCGUAUGUGAAGACUGAAGAGGGGCCCCAAACUAGUAAUUUGCCUGGGGCCCCAAACUAGUAAAUUGCCUGGGGCCCAGAGGGGUAAUGAUCCUUUUCUGGAAAACUCAUUGAUUUCUAGAGGUGUUCUUGGACAAGGAACGUUUCUUUAUGGCGAGCGCAUGAAAAGGGCUGCCUGGUUAACAUGAGGAAGAAAUGGAAUUCAUUAAACACGACAGGUCCCUCUGGUUCCCCUCCUGCAACAUAUGAAUUGAACAUUCUGCCAGGGAUCGCUUUUCAUGAACUGCACAACAGUGCCAAACAAGUGCUGCUCCAAGAAAAAACAGGUGAUCCAGUAAAGGUAGUGUGUACACACAAACACAACACGCAUGCACACACAAACACAACACGCAUGCAAACACAACACGCGCACACAAACAUACACACACAAACACAACCUCAAACCUUUGAUUUAAAAGUACAGUUCGACCUCUACAAGCCGCUUCACUGGAAACAUCUGGUGACAUAAAUUAGGAAGAGGCCCCCCAAUUUCCGUCGACCAGAAUCUUUACACGCAUAUAUUUACUGCACCCCACAUCUGUAUCAUAUUGCAUGGGCUUAGGGAAGAGGACCCUGAACAGUCAGAAUUAUCUAAGUAAGAUACCAGAUGCAUGAAGGUACAGAGAGUGAAAGGAUAGGGGGAGGGAGAAUUUAAAUUCUGUAAAUAAAGAGCUCUCCUCCUCUGCCUGAUUCUCAUUGUGAGUGCACUCCUGCAGAGUAAGGAACAGCCUGGCUCCACUGCCAAAAUCUGGAUAAAGGUAUGUAGCAAUGGUAUGCUCCAAUACUCUUUCAUUAGCAAAACCUGGCAGGAUCUUUGUAGACUGGAGACCUACUUAACCCUUUAAUGACCAAUGAUAUGUCAUGUUAGCAAGGGAUCUGCCUGUCAUAUGGUCAGUGAGGGGUUAAACAAUAUCAUGUGAAGUCCUUCAUUGCUGCAGAAGGGGUUCCCCACUGAAAUGUGAGUUUCUGUCUUAGUUGUUCUAAUGAUGGAUGGAUGGUUAUUGAUCUCUGCAGCAGGGGUCACCAUCUAUUACUGAACUACAAAUCCCCUAUUGGUUUGCUUGUCUUCAGGUUUGCUGAGCGUCAUGGGAAUUAUAGGUCUACCAAUGCUGGGAAUUCAGACUGAGAAAAAUAUGCCAUUAUUAAUCAAUGCUUGUAAACAAUGUAUCAGUGUCUGUUACUGGGAGCUCCCUGCAAGGUUCCCAGAGCUCCCAUGUUCCCAUGGUUACUGCUCACAGAGCUCCCUGCAAGGUUCCCAGUGCUCCUGUGUCUCUAUGGUUACUGCUCACAGAGCUCCCUGCAAUUUUCCCAGUGCUCCUGUGUCCCUAUGGUUACUGCUCACAGAGCUCCCUACAAGGUUCCCAGAACUCCAGUGUUCCCAUGGUUACUGCUCACAGAGCUCCCUGCAAGGUUCCAGUGCUCCAGUGUCCCUAUGAUCACCGCAAGAGUCCUAGUGUCCCCAGUAUCCCCAGGGUUACCUCAUAACAUCUUCACUGGUUACAUACACACAUCACUAAAUUGCAAAUUGUGGUAAACUGAAAAGUCAGUCCAAAAUAGCAGAUUUGGAAAAACUAUUUUAUAUAACUUAAAUUAAAAAUAUAUCAUCACCGCCUAUUGUAGUCAGACUUUUGCACUUCAUGUUUAAUUCACUAUGAUUCAGACCCCCAGAGCGGCUGAUUUCAGCUUACAUUUGGGGAGUGGGUUGUGAACUUAUCGCAAUUCAUUGUUUAGUAGACAAACCCCCAAGUAACGGAGGGAUUCUAUUACUGUAUUCAGUAAUUAAACGGUUUCUUCAUGGAAUUUUUUUUGUCAAAUCUUGUUUUACUAUUCUGUAGGAAGUUCUGAAAGUCUAUUUAUACCGUUACUGUGCGUUUACAUUUUCACAGUUUUCUGAUAAAGAAAAUGUAAAGUUUUCUCGCGUUACCUUCUCGCCAUCCUUCGUACGUGGGUUACAAGAAAUCUGGGGUGAUGGUGUAGAUUUUCAGUCAGUCACCUGGGGACGUGACAGAGUCAGAAUCAUUCACUAAACAGCGAGUUUUGGUAAAAUUACACAUUUACAAAUUUAGCCUAAAAAACAGCAGAGACAGAAAAAUAAUCUUUCAACAUCUUCGAUUGAAUUCCUUUGGAUAAACGAUCUAAACUCUUUAUCUUCUACCGUCACCAUUAAACUCUACGGGAAUUUUUGUACAUAAACAGUUUGAAAAGUUUUUCCAACAGGUUUGAUUCAUUUGGAAAAGACUAUAAAAUGGUUAAAGGCGUUAGAUUGAUGUUGACUGCAGGUCACGGUUUAGUGAAAAAUUAGGUUUAUAAUUAACUAGUGACAAAAAUAAAAUACUCUUUCUAUAUGUGUCCCAUGCUGGCAAUCUUCUACAAAUAUUGAUUGUUAUUUUAUAAACAUGGCGGAGUUAUAUUAAUAUAUGUAUGUGCAACAGUUUGAUAAAGUUUUUAGUGAUACUUUGGAAAAUGAUUUAUAGACUCCAUUGCUAAACAGGAAUAACUCCAAUACGGCUGGUUAUAGGUCUAGUAAUCAGCCAUAUGAAUAAAAUGUUCACCUAUAAAGUACUUAGAUGUAGCAAAUGCCCCCUUAGAUGUAGCAAAUGCCUUUAACAAUUAUUUUGUCGGAUGCUCUACUGCCCUGAUUGCUAAGCUAAUAAAUGACACGCAUCCUGAAACUACAAAUGUGGAUCAGGCCCCACUAAAUUUGCAAAGGCCCAAUAUAGACAAGUUCAUUUUUAGACCUUUACCUAUUAGUGUCAUUAAGAAACACCUUAAUAAUCUAAAAAUGAAAAACCAGUCUGGACCUGAUCAAAUCCCAGCAAUGCUGUUGAAGCUCAGUGCACCGGCAAUUCUAAACCCGUCGCAACUCUAAUUAACGAAUCCUUGGUGUCUGGAUACAUUCCCAAACUUUGGAAGACUGCGAGAGUAGUGCCUAUCCAUAAAAGCGGGGACACUACUUCGGUUUCUAACUAUCGCCCAAUAUCCUUGCUCCCAGUAUUGUCAAAAAUCUUAGAAAAAUGUGUCCAUACGCAACUUUGUGAGUACUACCAACAAUCAGACUACCUGACCCCUGAUCAAUCGGGCUUUCGCCAGAAUCACUCCACUACAAUUGCCCUCUUAAGAGUUUGCAAUGACAUCCAAACUGGCAUGGAACAAGGAGACCUAACUGGAGCUAUUUUCCUUGAUUUUGCAAAGGCCUUUGACACAGUAGACCACGACAUUCUACUGCACAAACUCAAAAACUCAGGUAUUGGUGAUCGUUCGCUAACCUGGUUUCAAUCAUAUGUGUCGAAUCGCUCGCAAUAUGUGUCCAUUUCUGACAGCGACUCCCUCCCUCUCCCAGUUACGUGUGGUGUUCCCCAAGGUUCCAUUCUCAGCUCCCUACUAUUUACAUUAUUUAUAAAUGAUCUGCCUAAUGUCUGCCAAUCCUCAAAUGUACACAUGUACGCAGAUGACACGGUAAUCUAUGCGAGCAAAUCCCAUCUACCGCAGCUUGGAGGCUGUGCUCCAAGACCAGUUUACAGAGGUAGAAAAGUGGAUCGCAAAAAACAAACUCUUCCUAAACACUGACAAAACUGUCACAAUGAUCUUUGGAACAGUACCUAAACUACACAAAUUUCACAAUUCCCACCUAUCCAUCAAAACAAAUUCAAAUGGCUCACUGACUGCAGUCCCCUCUUUCAAAUACUUGGGUAUGUUGUUAGACCCCAAUCUAUCUUUUGGCCUGCACAUAGAAAAGCUUGCAUCUAAGCUUUAUCCAAAAUUAGGUGCCCUGUACAGAAACAAAUCCUGCCUAAGCCCUACAGUAAAGGAAAAGAUUGUACAACAAAUGCUGAUGCCAAUCAUUGAUUAUGGGGAUGUAGUAUAUGCAUCUGCAUUGAAUUCCCACAUUAAUAAACUCAACACAUUGUAUAACUCGAUCUGCCGAUUUGUGCUACAAUGUAAUUACAGGACCCACCAUUGUGACAUGCUAAAAGAAAUAAACUGGCUGUCACUGGAAUCCAGACGCACUCUUCAUCUAUCCAGCAUUGUGUUUAAGAGCUUUUCUGGAAAACUCCCACCCUACCUGAACACAAUGCUUUCCUUGGCUGUUCCCACCUCCUAUAGCCUCCGAUCCAGUAGCAGCACUUUAUUUAUUCUACCUCAAUACAAAAAGAAAGCGGCCCGAUCCUCCUUCUCCUACAGAGAGCCGCAAUUGUGGAACGACCUCCCGCACACUUUAAAAUCUUCCCCCAGCCUAAAGUCCUUUAAGAGAUCCCUCUCUACAUACCUAAAAACAGAAUGCACCUGUCAUGGGUGAUUAUAGGUUUCCUACCUGUUCUAUGGUAAAUUUUACUUGUCUGCAAAAUGUGGGCUGUUUUGGAACAAACAACCCGGUCAAUGUUUAAAAGGAACAUAAAUAAAAUAACUGAAGGGGAUGCAGCCUGUUUUCCCUAUGAAGUCGCCAUUGCAUGCGCAGGACUCCUGCAGGGGUCAUACUUGUAGGCUCUCUGCAGCUAAUGCACAGAGUGGAAAGUAGGAGUCCCUGCACGUGCAGAAAUGUCUUUACUUUCAUCUCUCCGGGAAUAAGAGAGACACUAGGCACUAGGAAGGGGAGGCCAUGUCUUAAAGGGACACUUACUGCUUACUGUUUAGUAGAUAUGCGCCCAAUUAAACAUGCAUGCAUUUAAAUAUGUAUUUUUUUUUAAUAGGAGUGAUGUCUAACAGCUUGCAAAACAUGCAGUUCUCUUGUCUGCAGCCUUUGCAAGCCCUCCCCUUCUAACUCCGCCCAGACUUUCUGUGUCUGUCCAAUCACAGACUUCCCAAUGCAGAUCAAUGAGUAGUCUUUAUGAGGCAGGUGCUCUGGGCAAUUGCUGCCUCUUGAAUUUAUCUCCACUGAGCUAAAUAAACCAGGAAGUAACAGGACUGGGUAUCUGAUUGACAGCCAGGGGGUGUGACAAGGUUAAUUUAUAAAAGUGUCAAUUUCUAUUGAAAUCUGCACAUUGUGUAAAAUGAAAUUAAGAGGACACACUCUUCACACAUUAAGUACUUCAGUUAGCUAAAAACUAAGGAUGUCAUCGUGCUGUAUGUAAACAGGCCACAUGAUUGCAAGCGCAGAGGGGUGUGUCUUAUACAGACAAAAUGGCUGCCUACAUGCAAGAAUUUCAGAUUAAGCAUGAUCUACUAAAAACCGAUCAUCCUUUACAAACUGUACCACGAUACACUCUGCACAACUCAUAUCAUUAUACUUUGCCAACAACCAUUCAUUCCUUGUGCAUCCACUGUGUGACCUUAAACAGGUAAAUACAAAUUAACUAAUACCCAAGCUCUAUAUUGUAAAACCUUUAGCCCUUUACAUACCUCCCAAGUGUCCCACUAUAGGAAGGACAGUCCCGUUUUAGCCCAAAUCUCUCUGUCCCUGUAUUCUCUCCUAAUGUCCCUCUUUUCUAGGAGCUCCAUAUUGCUGUUGUGUCUGAGUAUAUAACAGAGCUCCACAGCAAUAAUACUCCCAGUAAUGUGUCUGAGUGUAUAACAGAGCUCCACAGCAAUAAUACUCCCAGUAAUGUGUCUGAGUGUAUAACAGAGCUCCACAGCAAUAAUACUCCCAGUAAUGUGUCUGAGUGUAUAACAGAGCUCCACAGCAAUAAUACUCCCAGUAAUGUGUCUGAGUGUAUAACAGAGCUCCACAGCAAUAAUAUUCCCAGUAAUGUGUCUGAGUGUAUAACAGAGCUCCACAGCAAUAAUACUCCCAGUAAUGUGUCUGAGUGUAUAACAGAGCUCCACAGUAAUAAUGCUCCCAGUAAUGUGUCUGAGUGUAUAACAGAGCUCCACAGCAAUAAUACUCCCAGUAAUGUGUCUGAGUGUAUAACAGAGCUCCACAGCAAUAAUACUCCCAGUAAUGUGUCUGAGUGUGUAACAGAGCUCCACAGCAAUAAAGGAAGGCGGAGGCGAUAAGAAUGACAAACUGCACCACAUGAAAGCACAGACUCCAGAGCUGCUGUAUAAAUAAUGAACGUUGUACCGUAUGUACAGCACUGAAAUGUCAUCAAAAAAUCCCAACUAAAACAAAUCCAUUUCCAUCCUUUACCAAGACUGAUGGUCUAUUUGGACACGGCUGAUAGGCCACAGAAUUCAUUAUUUGCUUCCCACAUUCAUGGGAGGUCUGGGAAAAUAAAUACAUGUGUAGAGAAUUAUUAUUAUUAUAAUUUUUUACAUUUUACAAAAUAAAUUAAAAAAAAAAUAAUCAGAAAUUAACAUUUUUGAUUUUGAGAAGACAUUUUGGGGCAAAGUUCCAAAAUUAGAGGAAUUCACAGGAACAUUCCAUUUGUUCACUUUGAGAAUUUUGCCCCAGAAUUACUUUUUUAUUAAUAACCCAUUAAAUUCUAGAGGUUAACAUAAAGUAAUCUAUAUUAAUUUCUAUGAGAUUUAUAAUUCAUAUUUUAACCCUUUUGUGUAAAUGGAGUACUUUAGCUAAUUUCAGAUCCUUACUUCCAUUUAAUGCCAGAGGUCAUUUUGAAAUCUUGCCCUAUAAAUGCAUAGAAAUAAGAAUUCUCAGAUAUCACAGCAGUCACCCUUACCACAGUCACCUGAUCUCGCACGUCUUGGGCGAAUUAGUGACUUCACAUUAACAACCACAAAAUGGGACCCAGAAACAGAACGGCAUUAUAAAAUAACCCGCACAAAAUGGGACCCAGAAACAGGGAACGGCAUUAUAAAAUAACCCGCACAAAAUGGGACCCAGAAACAGGGAAUGGCAUUAUAAAAUAACCCGCACAAAAUGGGACCCGGAAACAGGGAAUGGCAUUAUAAAAUAACCCGCACAAAAUGGGACCCGGAAACAGGGAAUGGCAUUAUAAAAUAACCCGUACAAAAUGGGACCCAGAAACAGGGAAUGGCAUUAUAAAAUAACCCGCACAAAAUGGGACCCAGAAACAGGGAAUGGCAUUAUAAAAUAACCCGUACAAAAUGGGACCCAGAAACAGGGAACAGCAUUAUAAAAUAACCCGCACAAAAUGGGACCCAGAAACAGGGAAUGGCAUUAUAAAAUAUCCCGUACAAAAUGGGACCCAGAAACAGAACGGCAUUAUAAAAUAACCCGCACAAAAUGGGACCCAGAAACAGGGAAUGGCAUUAUAAAAUAACCCGUACAAAAUGGGACCCAGAAACAGGGAACAGCAUUAUAAAAUAACCCGCACAAAAUGGGACCCAGAAACAGGGAAUGGCAUUAUAAAAUAUCCCGUACAAAAUGGGACCCAGAAACAGAACGGCAUUAUAAAAUAACCCGCACAAAAUGGGACCCAGAAACAGAACGGCAUUAUAAAAUAACCCGCACAAAAUGGGCUAAGUAAAAUUUCUAAGUGUCCCGUGCGAGUACAACGUGUUUGUGUAAAAAAAAAAAAAAAAAAAAGAUAUUGCACAUUUACAUGUAUGGACUUUACUUUGGGCUCUUUAUAUGAAUGUGCAUUGUUACAAGGACAGGCUAGUGAACUCCAGGCAGAAGGCAAGCGGAGUAUGUCGCUCAGACACAUCUCGUCUAACUAACCGAAAAAUGUCAUUAAAUAACACAUGAUAUUACAAGACAGUUAUACAUCUGCAUCGCUUGGCCAAUACAGCUACUGCAGAGCAAGAAACACCCCAGUGGCCAGUGCCCAGUGGUACUGCAAGGGCAGAGUUCACAGGUCAGAUUCCUUGAAUUACAACAUGGCAAUGAGACAUUUGCCUCCUACUUGUUAUCUCUCAACCCCUGUGAUUUAGGCACAUAUGGCUAGACGUACUUUAAGGGUAAUUGGUAGCAGGUGUACAGAUCAGACACAGCUGUCCUCGGCACUGCAGAUGUCUGAACUACAUGUCCCAUGAUGCAUGUCCACUGUUUAGGGAAAAGCAGUUUAUGCAAAUACAAAAAGAUAAGUCCUGCACUCACUCCCAUCACUACUGGGCCGGCAGCAAUGACUACAGUACACAUCAGCCCCAAUAUAUAGUAAAACACAAAGAAAAGAAAAAGUUACCUGCGCUCUCUCCUUAAUCCCUAUGUAUAUUUAGACAAACAGAGGUCAUUUAGUUGCUCCAAUGGCCAUUGGAGGCAAUGCCCGCCUGCCAACGUCAAGGCAGACCCCACUAAAGUGGGUCCUACACUGACCCUUCCAAUGGCCAUUGGAGCAACUAAAUGACCUCCAUUUGUCUAAAUGUACAUAGGGAUUAAGGAGAGAGCAGUUUAUGGACGUCUGUACAGGGCUAUUCAUUAAAAAUUAGGAUUGUCAGGAAUUCAAAGUGAAUUAGUGAAACUGGGCAAAGACAAUUCUCACCUUAGCGAAUAACUCAGUUUAUUUCCCAAAUCAAAUAAUCUGUACUGCAGAACAAUUUAAUAAAAGAACAAUUACUCAUAUAUCAUCCUUAGUAAUUUGUGCUCCUAAUAUCUGUUAUUUCUUAUUUUAGGGUUCCAAGAUGGGGUCUGAGUCCAAGCAUACCUACCUGCUGGUGCUCCUGGCGGCCUCUCUCAUUUCCAUUAUACUCGCCCUUAUCCUGAGAUUGGCUAAUAAUGUUGAAGUAACCCCGCCCCCUGGGGAGAAGGUAAUACCGCCCCUGUGGAACCUCCACAUAUAAAAUCUCUCUGGAUACAUUGAAUACACUUCCUGACAUGGAGUUCCCACAGGUUAUGGUAUCCAAUAGGAUCCAUGCCUGUGAUAAUCAAUGGCACCCUGAGGAAAUGUCAUGUUUGUUUAUGGUAGACAGACUUCAAUUCGAAAAGGAUACAACUAUUUAGAGAGAGCACGCAGAGGGGAAAAUAAAACAAAAAAAAUGGGAGAAAGACAGAACAAUCAAUAAAACACACAAAUAUAAUCAGAUACAUGACAUUUCAAUAAAAAAUGACAAACAUUAAAGGCCAAAUAAGAUAAAUGGGCAGACUCGAUAGUGGCUCUUAUUUGCCAUUAAUUCCUGGAUUAUAAUAAAACAGCACACACGGAGUCCAGACUUCUAGGUGGGUUUUAGUUAAGCUAUUCUUUUUGCACAUAUAGGGUUAGAUACAAGGGAUGGGGUCAGACUUUUUGGAAGGAAGGGAAGUAUCCUGGAAUCGUGUGUUAGUGAGAAGUCGGAUCUCAUGGGGAGAGGAGCUAUACAGGUAAUACUCGAAAAAUUUGAAUAUCAGGCAAAAGUUCAUUUAUUUCAGUAAUGCAACGUAAAAGGGGAAACUAAUAUAUGAGAUAGACACAUUACAUUCAAAGCAAGAUAGUUCAAGCCGUGAUUUUUCAUAAGUGCGAUGAUUAUGGCUUACAGCUCAUGAAAACCCCAAAUCCACAAUCUCAGUAAAUUAGAAUAUUACAUGCAAUCAAUAAAACAAGGAGGGUACAUUGAACAAUAUCGGACCUCUGAAAAGUAUAACCAUGCAUAUGGACUCAGUACUUGGUUUGGGCCCCUUUUGCAGCAAUUACUGCAUCAGUGCUGUGUGGCAUGGAAGCUAUCAGCCUGUGGCACUGCUGAGGUGUUAUUGAAGACCAGGAUGCUUCAAUAGCGGCCUUCAGCUUUUCUGCAUUGUUCGUCUCAUGUCUCUCAUCUUUCUCUUGGCAAUGCCCCAUAGAUUCUCUAUUGGGUUCAGGUCAGGCGAGUUUGCUGGCCAAUCAAGCACAGUAAUCCCACGGUCAUUGAACCAGGCUUUGGUGCUUUUGGCAGUGUUGGUGCUGGAAAAUGAAGUCAGCAUCCCCAUGAAGCUCGUCUGCGGAAGGAAGCAUGAAGUGCAAAAUCUCCUGGUAGACGGCCGCGUUGACCCUGGACUUAAUGAAGCACAGUGGACCAACACCAGCAGAUGACAUGGCUCCCAAAUCAACACAGACUGUGGAAACUUCACACUGGACUUCAAGCAUCUUGCAGUGUGUGCCUCUCCAUUCUUCCUCCAGACUCUGGGUCCUUGGUUUCCAAAUGAGAUGCAAAAGUUGCUCUCAUUAGAAAAGAGGACUUUGGACCACCGAGCAACAGACCAGGUCUGUUUUUCUUUAGCCCAGGUAAGACACUUCUGACAUUGUUUGUUGUUCAGGAGCGGCUUGACAAGAGGAAUAGGACAUCUGAAGCCCAUGUCCAGGAUCCGUCUGUGUGUGGUGGCUCUUGAUGCACUGACUCCAGCUUCAGUCCACUCCUUGUGAAAGUCCCCUACACUUUUGAAUGGCCUUUUCCUGACAAUCCUCUCCAGGCUGUGGUCAUCCCUGCUGCUUGUGCACCUUUUUCUUCCACACUUUUCCCUUCAUCAUAACUUUCUAUUAAUGUGCUUUGAUACAGCACUUUGGGAACAUCCAACUUCCUUUGCAAUUACCUUUGAGGCUUUCCCUCCUUAUGGAGGGUGUCAAUGAUGGUUUCCUGCACAACUGUCAGGUCAGCAGUCUUCCCCAUGAUUGUGAUUCCUACUGAACCAGACAGAGCCCAUUUAAAGGCUCAGAAACCCUUUGCAGGUGUUAUGGCUUACUUAGCUGAUUAGAGUGUGACACUGUGAGCCUAGAAUAUUGCACCUUUUCACAAUAUUCUAAUUUACUGAGAUUGUGGAUUUGGGGUUUUCAUGAGCUGUAAGCCAUAAUCAUCGCACUUAUGACAAAUCACGGCUUGAACUAUCUUGCUUUGCAUGUAAUGCGUCUAUCUUAUAUAUUAGUUUCCCCUUUUACGUUGCGUUACAGAAAUCAAUGAACUUUUGCCUGAUAUUCAAAUUUUUCGAGUAUCACCUGUACUUGUAAAAUAUCUUUCUUCUCAUCUCUUUUUCCACGCAGUAUGGAAUGGUAUUCGACGCCGGCUCCUCGCACACAUCACUGUUUAUUUACAAAUGGCCGACGGACAAACAGAAUAACACAGGAGUGGUGAGCCAGGCGCAUGUCUGUGACGUCAAAGGUAGGUGCCAUUCACAAACCUUGUAUUCCACAGCCAAAUGGGUUAAACAUGCAGCUCAGAAAAGAAAAUUGUGAAAUUUAGGGGAAAUAUUAAAAAAAUAAUAAUAAUAAUAAUUUUUUAGGAAAAUGCCACUGACUUUAUAUAGUCAUAGAUUGGCUAACCUGAAUUUUGCCAUUUGGUUUUCAUUUUACCACAAUGCACUGUUUAGAGAAUAAAUGGCAAAGUGAAAAAAAAUAAAAACCCAAACCGACCAUCGAACCAGCUUCCCAGAAUAUUACAUCAACGCAGUGAAAUGUCCAUCCUCGAAAGCCUCACAGCUGGGAGCGUUACAGCACUAAGUCAUGUAAUAUAUAAAAUGGGUCAAAUUCAGAAAAAAAGAGAAAGAAAAAUAGUGUAUUUUAACAUUGGCUGUAAAAAGACAAUAAAUAGAGUAUUUGUAUCGCCCUAUUUAGCUGUAAAACAUGGGAAAUCCCAAAAAAUGUGUUACACGGGAUGGAGCUCUGUGCAGAAACUGUUACAAGAUAAGAUGAUGAAAUGGAGCCAUUUAGUGGCCCUUCAGAAGUCACUCAGUAAAUAGGGGGAUCAUUCACCAAACCCUGAAAUACACUGAAAUGAAAAAACUAAUUAGAAAACGAUUUACUCUGGUCCCCCAUUUUUGUUUUGUUGUUUUUAAAUUUGGUUUAAAAUGUAUUCUUGUUGGUGGCACUGGAUCCAUUGCCAUGCGCCUCCAUUUUGAUGAUCUUGGCUGUGACAUAUUUUCUCUGCCUUCAUCGGCCAAUACUCUGCCCCGCAAUGUAAUUCCAACCCGUGUCGGCUGCUGAACAGCCGUUUGGGGGCAGACGGAGGACGGACCGAGAGAAUGUGGAACUUAAUAAAGGAAGUGGAGAUUGACUUAAACGCGACCAUUUGUCAGGAGGAGGAACAAUUCAGAAGGCAAAGUAGUCCCCCGGCUAGUGACACAGCCCCGCUACUCUGGCCUGCAUUAUGUGAUUUGGUUUUUAAUUCACCACAGCAUUUUAGGUGAACGAAUCCCACAGAGUCUUAAAAUACAACAUGUGAAUGCGUUGCACUGGAAUCCUGGAUUUUUUCUGUGUGGAUAACAUUCCAGCGUUUAUCAGAGAGGCGAGCAAUGUUCUUAUUUAGCGAUUGUUUAACUUUAACGGAUUACUUUCAGGGUAAAAGUUCAUUCACUAGACAGUAAAUUGCAGCAAACAGCAAACCAACUGCAAACUAUAUUCAAUAGUGGGUUUUAUUUUCACUACAAUUCGCUAUUUAGUUAAAUCUACAGGGAAAAUAUAAUUGCAGUGGAACGGGGCAUUUUAGGUCCAUUUAGCAGAGCAUUCCCCCCCAUUCUGAUUUUGGCAAGUUUCCUUGUCCGUUCUUCCCAAGUUCAGUGAAUAGACGCUCUGGCCACGAUUUGUAACCAGUAGUCAAAAAUCCAGAAGCCCAUAACGUGGCUAUUAUUAUAGAGAAUAAUUUUUUUUUUUUUUUUUGUGGUUUUUAGUUAAUAAAUUUUGAUCUUCCAGGUCCCGGGAUCUCCAGUUACGCCGAGGACCCACCUGCCGCUGCACAGUCUCUGGUGGCUUGUCUAGAUGAAGCCAUGGCCAUUAUACCCUCACAAAGCCAGAGAGAGGCGCCGGUCUAUUUAGGGGCCACAGCUGGAAUGAGACUCCUCAGGUACAUCCCAUGGCUGCCUGUUAGACCACUUCUUCUGGGAUUUAUUGUGUCCUUUACACAGAGUACCUCAUUCCUCACGAUAACAGGCUGGAACGCAGAACGCACACACUGGAUUAUAGCUGAAUGUGGUUUAGGUUUUUAUAUCUCCAAUAAUAUAUCUUCAUCUGUAUAUUUCCAGCACAUGGUAUGUUUCCAAGUAUCUUAAACCUUGUACAUCCUUCCUAUUAAUUUCAUUUCAGCCUGGAGAACCCGACCACCUCGGACAAGGUCCUGCGUGAGGUCAGCAAGGUGAUCAGCAGAUACCCCUUCAAUUUCAGGGGCGCUCGCAUCAUCAGCGGCCAAGAAGAAGGGGCCUAUGGCUGGAUCACAAUUAACUACCUCCUGGAAUCGUUCAUGAAAGUAAGUGUCUCUGUCCCAGUAAACAUGCUGAUUCGGGGUUCCUGUCUAUUAGUCUGAAAGGACGGAUGGUUCCCUGGUUUUAGGGGUUUAAUAUUCAGAAAUCUCACAAGGUUUUCUGUUUCUAAAUACUGAAUUGAAAGUCUUGAAGUUAAAGAAAUGUUUACAUUUAUGCUAAAAUAAGCAAAAUUGAGAAUUUUUCUAAAUCUAUUUUUGCAAUCAGAUUUUUUUAUAAAUUCUUUAUUUUGGAUUUUCAGUCAUAUGGGGGUUAGGGUACAGAAAAGAGAACUUGGGAUCAAACAUACUUUCAUAGAGACCGUGAGUUGCAUUGAUGCGUUACAAAACAGUCCUAAAGGAAAGGCAGUUAUAGAGUUUUAGUUCCGUGACUGUUGCUGUCCUUCGCUGUUGCUGUAAGACUUCGGUCUCGAGUCCGAGAGAGGGUUCUGAAGCUGGUUUGUAGAUAGGUAUAACAUUGUGUUGCAGUAUUUGAUGUUUCAACAGUUAUAACACGUACAUUUUUGGUUCGAAAGUUCCAUGGUUGUGUGCGUAGUGUGCCGUUUGGUUCAGUGUUUGGUCGGUGUGUUUAUGAGGUUCUUUUCGGGGGGAGUGAGGGUUAGCAUGGGGGGAGGAGAGGGAGUGGGUCUGGUGGGGGUUUUAGACUGUUUGCCUAGUGUGUAGGCCUGUUGUCCCCUGAUGUCUUGUUUUUGGUGUGGCCUCUGUUAGUUUGUGGGUCCCUAGUGAGUGGGCCCUGCUGGUCUGAAGUCGAUUGUGGGCCUUCCCGUGGGUUUUUUGUUUGAUUCAACUUGGGCUGACAUCUAGGGUAGAGUGUGUUGGUCGGGGUCAUGGUAGAUGUUCCUUGUUCUGUGUGUGGUGUGUGGUGGGUGGCCUCUGUUGGUUAUGUCGUAAUUGGUUAUUUGCACUUUGUAUCCGGGGUUGUGAUUUCUGUCGGGGGUGGUCUGGAAGUGGUUCCCACUUGUCUUUCUCGUGAGGUGUGGUGCUUGUGGUAGGUGCGUUUAGGGCCCCCGACUGGAUGGUGGUCUGUGUUGGGGGUGCUCCGGGUAGAGCUCCUGUUCGCGCUGAUUGAUUGUUUCGUAUAUUCUUGUGUGGUUAGUGUCCGUGGUCUGGUGCUGGCGCAGUUGGGGCGGUUCAUGGGGGAUCAGUCGGUUUGGUGCGAUGGGGAGGGAGGGUUGUGUGUGGUGGAUCUUAUGUUGAGCGGUGUGACUGUGUUUGUCUAGUGUGGUUGGGGUGAGCGGUUUGGGUGUCUCUUGUUGUGGGUAUAGGGGUUCCGGGAAAGAAGCAGCCUAGUUGGCGAAGUGUGGUGCCCGGGGUGGUCUUCGAGGUUAUUCCUCCCCAGGGGCCACCCCCCGCCUGGUGCCUCCCUUGGCGGUAAGUGCCUUAUAGUGUUGGGAAUUCGAAGAUCCAUGGUUCCCAUAUUUUGUCGAAGUGUCUGGUGGUAUCAUGUACCAGGGCGGUAAGUUUAUCCAUUUUCAUGGUUUCGUUAAUUUUUUGUUGUAUGAUCUACGGGUGGGGUGUCUGGGCUUCCCCAUUUCUCCGCGAUCGCUCGCCUAGUGGCUAGUGCCAGUUUGGCUAUCAGUUUAUUGUGUGCCCUUGGGGUGUCUCUGAGGGGCCUGGAAAGGAGCCAUAGCCAUGGGUCCAUCGGGAUAGUGGUGUGUAGUGCCUGUGAUGCUAAUUGCGCUAUAUGUUGCCACACCGUGGCUACCCGAGGGCACUCCCACCACGUGUGUAUGAAGGUUCCCCUGUUCCCGCACCCCUUCCAGCAGAGGUCGUUGUCGGUUUGUCUCAUUUGUUUCAAACGUAGUGGAGUGAGGUACCAUCGUAAGAGAGUUUUAUAUGCUUGUUCUUUGUGAUUGACACAUAUCGAUAUUGUUGCAGUGGCCUCCCAUAUGUUUGCCCAAUUGCUUUGGUCCCCUAUGGGGCCUAGGUCCCUCUCCCAGGCUGCCAUAUAAGGCAUUGAGCCUUCCCGUGUGCUCCUGCUUAGUAGGGAAUAUAUAGAGGAUAUCUGUCCUUUGUGGAGUGGGUGGUUGUUACAUGCCUUCUCUAGCGGGGUGAGGGGAGUGAUGCUUGCUUUUUGUAUGGCAGGUUUGUCGAUAAAGCUGCGAAUUUGUAGGUACCGAAAGAAGUCUUGUGUGGUGAGAGGGGUCUGUUGGGGGAGGUCUGCGAAGGGUAUGAUGCGUUGGUUCUGGUAGAAUUGGUGAAUGCGUUGCAAUCUGAUUUUAAUUCACUAAAAUGUGAAACUCAUAAGUUUCCAUUUCUAUCACAAUCCCUGCCAUUUAUUCACUAAUACAUAUUGAUACAAUUAAUAAUUCUGGAACGAUAACAAGGAAAUGCCACAAUAAAGCCCAAAAUAUUGGAGUUAAAUAGUUGUUUUUUAGAAAUGUGUUAGUUCCCAGAUUGUAACCGAUAACCAAUAAACAUGGGGCCACACAUUGCAGAUUUCCUUCUAAAGCCUAAAUAUCAGUCUUAACUAAUACUGUAUAGAGAAGUCUGGGCUUAGGAACGUUUUAAUUUUAAGACUAAGAUCAAAAAAAAAAAAAAAAAAUUAUAUAUAUAUAUAUAUAUAAUAUAUUUCUUUCUGUGACCGCGUCUUCUGCUGGCCACCUGGGAAUUUAUCUGAGAUUGUGGAAGCACAGUGCUUACCAUGUCAACCCAUGAAUAUUAUUUAUAACAUUUUAUCUAACCUCUAACUUAUAUUCCCUGUUAUUUAGUACUCUUUCAGCGGUCGUUGGGUGCGGCCAACAGUCUCCAAUAUCUACGGUGCUCUGGACCUGGGAGGGGCGUCCACACAAAUUAGUUUUAUCCCAAAAGAAGCCGUUGAAGACAUCAAUGAAAAGUCUGACUUUAAGCUGUAUGGAUUCCCGUACUCCAUCUACACGCACAGCUUCCUGUGUUAUGGUCAAAACCAGGCCCUGAAACAGAUGCUUGUCAAAGCUGUUACGGUGAGAACAAAAAGAAAAAGCCACAGAAGUCACAAAAAUACGGACCUCAGAGGUGGGACCGUGGGAGUAAUAAUGCAUCAAUGUGAAAUUAGGAUCAAUUAUUAGGCGGUUGAGUUUAUUGUUGCAUCAUGGUGACAGACUGACCUGUUUUAAAGCCAGGCUGGUCUUCUCUACAAGGUAAUGGUGACAUCAAUAUAUUGGGCAUAUUGUAUCUGUAAAAUGGGGAUUGUUGCUGCACCAGAUGAGGUUCCAGACAUAUGUCUUCAUAUGAUCUACACUCAGUCAACAGCAAGUGAAGAAACCAAACUCUUUGGCAUCUUAUAGCCAUUAACAGGGCAACAGAGGACAACCAGAGGUAGAUUUUCUGUCUAACUGAAACAAGAACAGAGUGACAUUUCCUUCCAUGGAAGGUCUUCAACAGUGUAACCAUUACUGACAAGUUCUGACUCCAUCACUGGAAGCCAUGAGUCUUAGGAUUUGCUGUACAGUUUAAGAUACUCUAAGGGGUCCAGAGCUAUUGUAGGUGCGAUACCAGCUUUUACUUGGUGUAAAAAAAAAUCACAAUAUGUUUGUUUUUUGCAGGGACAGGAUUUAAAGCAGCCAGUAAACAUUCCUUGUUACCCCAAUGGAUACACUGCGACCGUCCCCCUCGAAUCUCUGUAUGACAGCCCUUGUACGGCCGCUAAUGCACCCUCCACAUCCGGCUCCGCACAGAUUGCUAUAGUAGGCACCGGUGAUUCUGCGAAAUGCAGAGCGCUGAUCAAGAGCAUCUUCAACUUCAGCGCCUGCAGCGGCCAGGCGUCCUGUUCAUUCGAUGGCGUUUACCAGCCACCAGUCAUUGGCAAUUUUUUUGUAAGUAUUGAGGAAGAUAAAUGGAUGGGAGGGUUCUGGCUGGGGAUGGUUCAGAUUUGUAGGACAGAGUUGAAUAGAGCUGGAGGUAAGAGAAAGCCUUGUCUGCUUGGGACAUUGAUUCUGCUAUCUUCUCGUUCUUGGGAUACGUCAGCAACUUGGAUGAAUUGUGUGUGACCUUGGAUGUUUGGAGCUUGGGGACUGUAGGAAGGAAGGCAAAGUGGGAGAUGCCAACGAUUUACACAGCUCAAAAUUUAUCUUCUUGGCUAACUCCCCGUGCAUGCUUAACAAGCUGCUACGGAACAGUUCUGGGAGUUUAUUGUGGGACGUGAAACUACAGUAGAAAAUGAUCUCUCGUUGUCCAUGAGUUAAAUAUCUUAAAAUGAAUUAGUUUUACUGUGUUACUGUUCUAAGCAGUUUGUACAAUUAUAACCAUGGUCUAACAUGGAGAAAUGUCGUUAGAUCUGUAUAAUCCAUGAUAGUGUAUAUAUAUAUAUAUAUAUAUAUAUAUAUAUAUAUACACAUACAUACACACACACACACACACACAUAUACACACACACACACACACACACACACAAUCCAAAUGGCCACAUGGUUAACCCUCGCUCCCAAGAGAUUGUUUUUCCAUCUGCCAAUGCUGCCAGGAGGAAAUGGUACUUAAAACGUGAAUGAUAAUAUGCGAAUGUGCGUCCUACCAGAUGCAUUUUUGUUUUGUUAAUAUUCCAGGUCCAAUACUUUGUAUAGGGUUUAAAUGUAAAAAGCAUGGAUUUUAAACCAGACACCAAAAGCAUCCAGCCAAAUAGUUCAGAUUUAAUCAGGAGGAUCAAAUUACAACCAGAUUUGGCUUAGAAAAUAGGAGAAUUGGCAUUCAGGUCUUAAUUCGGUCAUUUUCGCAGAAUUUAGUCUGUCCAGACAAAAUGCAGUGUUUAGUGAAUAGACCGUGAGGUUUAAAGGCACACUCCAAGUACCAAAACCUUGACAUCUUAAUUUAGUGGUUUUGGUACAUACACACAGUUUCUGUACUCUGACAAUGUGCCGGUCAGGCUGACAGCCACCGCAGCCGAUUCCUCAUAAAGACCUUUGAUUAUUAAAAGGUAUCAUGCGUAACAUCAUCACAUACACCAUGACAACAUGCAGCGCCAGUAAAGCUUCUCACAGAUACGUGUUGGAUUCAGUAUUUCUGUAUGAGAAGCAUUGGAUUUGGGGUGUGUGGGGAAGGGGGGCUUUGUCCCUGAGGUUUCUGAAUGAGAGUAUUAAAUCGGAGAUCGUCAAGUCUAAUAAAUCGCACAUAAAGUGAAUCAGGCUUCAGCGUGGAGUCUGACCUGGAGCUGGAUUACAGUAAAGUUUAAUUGCGGAAAAAACAACACAAAUGGGGGGUGGGGGCAGUUCUCUGAAAAUAUCUAACAUUACAACUAAUACAGUCCUCCUUUAAAUCACUAAAUUAGGAAUUGUAGAGAAUGGGAAAAGAGCAGAAUAGUAAAAAUAAAUAAAUAAAUUUAAAAAAAGAAAAAAUUUGCAGCUACUACAUAUUGUUCCCAAAAAUGUGCAAUUUCCUUUUUGGUUUCCUCUAUUAGUGAACAUAAUCCCCCCACCCCCACCCUUGUGUGUUAUGGUCGUAGGUUCUGAUACGUGAAAAAUGAUCAAAACUAGGACUAUAGUGGCAUUAUCUCUGAGAGUCUGUAUUUCUGCAAUUACAGGAGUUAAAAAAAAAUGUAAAUGUGAAUUUAAGGGAACGACCUGGAGUACAGACUUUGGAUUUAAUUAUACAAUAAUGCAAGAACUUACAGAGUAUGUGCUUAUUUUUUAUUUAUUUUGUUAACGUUUUAAAAGCAAUAAGUAGGUCUGUUUCAUACCUCUCCAAGUUUCUUCCAUUAGCCUCACAUGGGCCAUGGGGCUCGAUGAGGGUUUACACAGCUGUGUUUUUAGAUCAUACACUUUGUUGGAUACAGAAUUUAAAGGGCUUUAUUUAUAUAUAAUAAGCCUGCCAUAACUAUCAUUCUAAAACAUGCAUUGCCUUCUCCAACCUGCGUAUUUGAUGUUUGCCAUUCUCUAUGCUCAGAAAGGGUGACUAAAUAGGAGCACAACUACGUCACUGGAAGCUGCCAUUUUGACUUUCUAUCAGUGGUAGAAAAGAAUAUGCCGAAAGUGUGAACUAAACACUGGCAGAUCAUAAAAAUAUGAAUUCAAUGAUUGUUGGCUGCUACAAAAUGGUUUGUCCUUUAACUUAUCCAACUGUUUGGUUUUGUUUUGGUCUGCCAGGCUUUCUCUGCGUUCUUUUAUACUUUUGAUUUUCUCAACUUGACAUCGGGGCAAAGUCUGUCAACAGUGAACACCGCAAUCAACACCUUCUGUGCGAGAGACUGGUCCGAGGUAAACAGAGAUCCCGAUUGGUCCUCUUCAUUAAAGGAUCACUAUAGGGUCGGGAACACAAACAUGUAUACCUGACCCUUUAGUGUUAACACCACCAUCUAGCCCCCCUGGGCCCCUCAUGCCUCCAUAAAUAUAGCAAAAUCUUACUGUAUUCAAGCCUGAAGCUGUAACUCUGCAUGCUGUUAGACUAAGAAAAACAAGCAGUCUGCUGACAUGUGGUAGCCUGAUCCAAUCACAGUGCUUCCCCAUAGGAUUGGCCGAGACUGACAAGGAGGCAGAUCAGGGGCAGAGCCAGCAUGAUUCAAACACAGCCCUGGCCAAUCAGCAUCUCCUCAUAGAGAUACAUUGAAUCAAUGAAUCUCUAUGAGGAAAGUUCAGUGUCUGCAUGCAGAGGGUGGAGACACUGAAUGUUUGGAUGCAUUUUAGGCAGCCAUGACCCAGGAAGGAUCUCUAACAGCCAUCCAAGGCGUGGCCAGUGAAGUUAUCACUAGGAUGUAAUGUAAACACUGCAUUUUCUCUGAAAAGACCGUGUUUACAGCAAAAAGCCUGAAGGUAAUGAUUCUACUCACCAGAACAAAUUCAAUAAGCUGUAGUUGUUCUGGUGACUAUAAUAUCCCUUUAAUUACUAUAUGACUUCUCGGUCUUUAAUAUGCCACUUCAAUGCGCACGCAUUCAGCCAGUCCAUAGGAAAGCAUUCUCAAUGCUUUCCUAUGGACGCUGGCGUCUUCUCACUGUGAAAAUCACAGUGAGAAGCGCGGAAACGCCUCUAGCGUCUGUCAAUGAGACAGCCACUAGAGGCUGGAUUAACCCUAAUGUAUACAUAGCAGCUUUCUCUGAAACUGCUAUGUUUACAGCAGAAAGGGUUAAUCCUAGAUGGACCUGGCACCCAGACAGCUUCAUUGAGCUAAAGUGGUCUGGGUGCCUAUAGUGGUCCUUUAAAUACUGCUUACACCAGACUGAGACUUUGAUUUGUACGAAUUUAAUUGCUUAAUUAAGUGUUACGAGAAAUCACACUCACAGAUAUGAAAUAAUGGAACUUUUUUAUAUGAACCAAGUAAGCACAUUAUGGUGUACAGAGGUGAAACACAUACUUACUAACGGUCAUUUGGCGGGGCAGUCCUGAUUUUGAGCCCUAUGUAGUCGUUUCAUUUUCUCUAAUGUCCCCCCUCCUGCUCCGUCUCACGUCUAAGAAAGUUGCCAACUUCAUCAGAGGGCCACGUUUAAUGCAGCCUUGAUUUGUAUGUUUUCAGAUCCAGUCUUCCUACCCCAAAGAGAAGGCUGACCGUCUGCGGGAUUAUUGCGCCAACGGGAACUAUGUCCUGAGCCUUUUGCUGGACGCCUACAAGUUCAAUGAGGACAACUGGAAUUCUAUCAGCUUCAUGAAACAGGUAAUUAUUGUGCCAUUUCCAGUAGUAAGUCAUAUCUCUGGAUCUACCCAGGUAAAUUCCAGAAAAUCUUUAUGAUGCAGAGAGCAAAUUGAUUCAGCGCUAAACCCUGCGAACAGCUACAAACUGCAGCCAUUUGUAAAAAUCACGCAGCUAUGAGAAAGAGACAGACACACACCUAUCGGGAACACAGUUUAGUGGACGGAGCCCAAGAUGCAGAUAGAUGCUGAAGGCAAAGAACCAAGUUCGCAGUAUCAAAAGAUUAGACGAAGAGAAUAGUCGGAGAAGCCAAAGGUCAGGAAUGGCGGCACAGGUUCAGAAGCGAUGAUACAGGCAAGGGUCAAAAUCAGGAACAGGAUCCAACAGGAGAGUCUCUGAAGGUCUGUACACAAUCAGGAGCACAGUACAACUGAGCGAAGAGUGAGUGCAACUAAAAUAGGGGAAGUGGGUGGUCUUGUUAAUUGAGGUUCCACCCUGGUCUCCAAAUCCUGUACCUUUAAAAGACUCUGUGUUGGGGCACACGCACUCGUGUGGUCGCACGUGGAAGCAGCAGCGUUCUCAUUUCCAGACUUCUGUUCUUGCUGUGUUCUGGAGUUCUAUCUGGAGUAUAGGUGAGUAGCGUUCGCAUUAACAGAGGUGGCCUUCGUACGCAUGAAGUUCUUCCUUUUGUAUCUGGUAAGUGGCGUUCGUGCAAACAGAGGUGCUGUUCGCAUGAAUGUAAGUGGUCGGCAUGGAUGGUCGAACCAACCUCGCUGGCUGCGGGGGUCACUCCAACACGGCGUCCUCGUGGAUACACCAGCUAUAUAUUGCUCAUUGCCAGGAAAGGCGGGAUGUUUUACAUGACACUUCGUCCAAUCCUUCUCGUAGAGAUACAUUGACUCAGUGUGAGGACAAAGAUCUGAGUCUGACCAGGUUGUGAGUUUGGAAGCACCAUCUAGUGGCUGUUAGUGUAACAGCCCCUAGAGGUUUUACCAAAUUAAUUAAGACAUUGCCGUAUUUACAUUGUGUGACCAAAACAGCAAAAAUAUCAGGGCCACGGCACCAAGACCACUUCAGUGAGAUUAAGCAGUCUUGGUGCUUAUUUCGAUUCAUUAAUAUAUCUUUUGUUACCAAAAUGAGGGACAUGUUUAACAAACAUUAUCAUCAUGUUAUACCCAGUGUUGCCAGCCACAUGCCAUAUUUUUAGCUACUUUAGCAGAGAUUUAUGGGAGUUGUAAUCCGUAAAACAUGGGGAUUUCCAGUUACACUACCCAGAUAUCUGAAGGCCAUGAUUAUAUCGUAUAAUGUUCUCCUUGUGUUGCAGGCGUCGAAUACAGACAUCGGCUGGACUUUGGGGUACAUGCUGAACCUCACCAACAUGAUCCCCUCAGAGAGCGUGGCGCCCAUGAAGGCCCAGAACUAUGACCUCUGGCUUGCGUCCGUUAUCUUCAUAGUGUUAAGCGCGGUGUUGGGUUUGAUCAUGCUGUAUAUCUACUGCCGCUAGACAGAUUGGGCAGAGACCACUGCAGGACAUGAAACGGAUUAUCAAACACAUUCAACGUCUCACAGGAAUUAUACUGAAAGAAGAUCCCCUACAGGACAGCCAGACGGUGAUAUGUGUCCGGCACACGGCGCUAGUCACCUGCUGGAUUACAUAAGAGUGCAAAGGACGGCUGACUAGAACACACCCAACCUCCGUGUUAAUGGAUAUUCUGACAGUCCGCAGUGGAAGACAUUUUUAUUGUGUAAUAUCCUCAGUGGCCAGACAACAAAUACACCCACCAGCUGGAUAUUUGGUGGGAGAUAAACUUGUGCUAAAAAAGUAAAAAAAAUCCAGAGCAGAAUCAUUAUCUCUACAGGAGAUUAGCAAAACGGGGGUACCCGACUCUUGGAGCCACCCCUCCCCAAAUAGCUCUAACUCCACAUUCCUGUACGUGACAAGCGGCCCCCAGAAUGUACCUCUACCGCUCCUGUAGGAUUUUUGACCAAGUCCGCACCUGCCGUACCGUGUACCCAAAUGUGACUGCCCGCAAGAAACUGAGGAAGAUUUACAUGCUUUAGUUUGGUUGAACGGAAUUAAAAAACUGCAAUCAAUUUUACAUAUAAUCACAAAUACAGCCUUAAUUGGUUGACCUAUUUUGGCUAAAAUUCACAAUUUCUUUCUAGGUUCUCCAGAAUUCCAGAUUUAAUGAAUAAACCAAAGAGGUCCUUCUAAUCAGUCACAGUCCUUAAAUCCUUGAUUGGAGCUUCUCAUUGUUUGGGGGGGGGGGGCAGGGGGGGCGGUCUGUCCCACAAUUUUAUUAUGGGUUCUACUGGAGAGGUUAAGCAGCAAGCCAUUAAAAUUCUUGUAGAGCACCUGAGAUGACGCCACCAUGGCCAUAUGUGAUACAGCACAAAUAUCGCCAUGCCAGGAAAGUUUAGCGAAUUUAAAAAAAUAUAUAUAUAUAUAUAAAAAGCAUAUAUUACAUAAACAGUUAUUUUGUAAUCACCACUUAUUAACCCCUUUACUUCCAAGUUAGUUCCAUUCCCAAAUUACCAUAGGAAUCUGUGUUAUUUAAAUGUAAAAACAACACACCAACAUUAAUGGAAUUACAGAAUAGUGGAGUUAAAGCAUAGUUAUCAACUAUCCUGUUUUUCUAGGCCAGUCCUGAGCUUCUCUCCCAAUAAAAUCUGUGCCCCAGAACUUGUGUGUCAUUGUGAAACCUGCCCAAUUUGUGAUAAUUUACAUUAAACAGGUCAUUGCAGUGUAAAUAAUGCAGUGUCAGCAAUAGAUCCUGAGUGCAAUCUGAUUAAGUAAUAUAUUAAUAUUUAAUAAAAUCACACGGGGGAUUAAUUAAUUGGCGGAUUCACAAAGUGGAAUAAAAUGGAUCCAGUUGUGUUAAUACAAUGCAGAAUCACUCAGUAAAAAUGAAUGAAUACUUUGUUAUGGUGCGAAUCUCUGAUACUUAAUGUUUCGUUUUAUUUCACGGUUAGGUUAAGGCUGAUUUAUUUAAACCAAUGAAAAUUCUUAACCUUUGGCACCCCUGCUAGGAUGGUAUGCAGACCCUCAAAGAACGCCAAUGUGAAACAUGUGUUAUAUUGCUUUUCAGAACAAGCGAUUGUAAAAAUGGUUUUUAAAGCAAUAUAUAUGCCAGGUUUAAUGGAAUUGGAAAUUGAGAACAUAUUUAAAUUUGCAGUUUAUUGACUGGGUGAGAAUUGUGGAGAAAAGUACAUUGAAAAUCACCCAUUACUGGGAGCAUUAUUGCUGUGGAGCUCUGUUAUACAUUCAGACACAUUACUGGGAGUAUUAUUGCUGUGGAGCUCUGUUAUACACUCAGACACAUUACUGGGAGUAUUAUUGCUGUGGAGCUCUGUUAUACACUCAGACACAUUACUGGGAGUAUUAUUGCUGUGGAGCUCUGUUAUACACUCAGACACAUUACUGGGAGUAUUAUUGCUGUGGAGCUCUGUUAUACACUCAGACACAUUACUGGGAGUAUUAUUGCUGUGGAGCUCUGUUAUACACUCAGACACAUUACUGGGAGUAUUAUUGCUGUGGAGCUCUGUUAUACACUCAGACACAUUACUGGGAGUAUUAUUGCUGUGGAGCUCUGUUAUACACUCAGACACAUUACUGGGAGUAUUAUUGCUGUGGAGCUUUGUUAUACACUCAGACACAUUACUGGGAGUAUUAUUGCUGUGGAGCUUUGUUAUACACUCAGACACAUUACUGGGAGUAUUAUUGCUGUGGAGCUUUGUUAUACACUCAGACACAUUACUGGGAGUAUUAUUGCUGUGGAGCUCUGUUAUACACUCAGACACAUUACUGGGAGUAUUAUUGCUGUGGAGCUCUGUUAUACACUCAGACACAUUACUGGGAGUAUUAUUGCUGUGGAGCUCUGUUAUACACUCAGACACAUUACUGGGAGUAUUAUUGCUGUGGAGCUCUGUUAUACACUCAGACACAUUACUGGGAGUAUUAUUGCUGUGGAGCUCUGUUAUACACUCAGACACAUUACUGGGAGUAUUAUCGCUGUGGAGCUCUGUUAUACACUCAGACACAUUACUGGGAGUAUUAUCGCUGUGGAGCUCUGUUAUACACUCAGACACAUUACUGGGAGUAUUAAAUGCCACUUAGGAAAAAACAUUUCCAUAUGUGACGGGUUGUGAUGCUGUGGGACUUAAAGGGUUAAUCUGAAUGCAAAGGGUGGAAGAAACACAAGGACAACAUAAAAACCAUCACACACUGGGUGUCUCCUUCCCCUAUGGCUCCCAGAUUCAUGGUUGUUCCCCUGUGUAUGAAACCGUCACAGGUUUGGUGGGACCUUCCGGAAUUUGGGCUUUUGUCCUUGGUUUGGUACCUGGUGUCUCACCUUUGCGAACAGUAGGUAAAUGACCCCAAUCAGCUCAAGUGCAUCAUUAGACAUAUUUGCAUUCAGUUCCUUGGCAGGGUGCCAUGGUCAGGGUCAUGAUGCCAUAGGCAGGUUUAGGGAGUUAUGGGCAUGGUGCCACAGGCAGGGUUAUGGUGCCACAGGCAGGGUCAGGGCGUUAUGGGCAUGGUGCCAUGGAGAGGGUCAUGGUGCCACAGGCAGGAUUAGGGCAUUAUGGGCACAGUGCCAUAAGCAGGAUUAGGGAGUUAUGGGCAUGAUGCCAUAGGCAGGAUUAGGGAGUUAUGGGCAUGGUGCCACAGGCAGGGUCAGGGCGUUAUGGUCACGGUGCCACGGGCAGGCUCAGGGAGUUAUGGGCAUGGUGCCACGGACAGGGUCAUGGUGCCACAGGCAGUAUUAGGGCGUUAUGGGCACAGUGCCAUAGGCAGGAUUAAGGAGUUAUGGGCACGGUGCCACAGGCAGGAUUAGGGAGUUAUGGGCAUGGUGCCACAGGCAGGGUUAUGGUGCCACAGGCAGGGUCAGGGCGUUAUGGUCACGGUGCCACAGGCAGGCUCAGGGAGUUAUGGGCAUGGUGCCACGGACAGGGUCAUGGUGCCACAGGCAGGAUUAGGGCGUUAUGGGCACAGUGCCAUAGGCAGGAUUAAGGAGUUAUGGGCAUGAUGCCAUAGGCAGGAUUAGGGAGUUAUGGGCACGGUGCCACAGGCAGGAUUAGGUAGUUAUGGGCACGGUGCCAUAGGCAGGGUUAUGGUGCCACAGGCAGGAUUAGGUAGUUAUGGGCACAGUGCCAUAGGCAGGGUCAUGGUGCCACAGGCAGAAUUAGGGAGUUAUGGCCAUGGUACCAUAGGCAGGGUCAUGGUGCCACAGGCAAGGUGCCAUACGCUGGCAAGGCCCCUUUUCAGGCAGGCUCUCAGCUUACUGGGCAGCCAAUAAGCCUCCUUUUCUAGCCCAAUGACCCCAGGUUCCAGCUCUGGACUGACCCCUUUCUGACCAGGAAGAGACACUCAAACUAGGAGCCUCACAUUAUGACCUAUGGGAUAUAUUAUUAACCCCUAAUCCUCUGAAUAGCAGGUUAUAGCAAUUACACUUCAUUUACAUACAGCCCUGUUCACCUUUUAGUCCCCCAACUGUCCUGCUUUUGGUUGUACAGUCACAAUUUUGGGGUGCGGUCCUGUUGUCCUGCUUUAGUUCCCUGGUGUGCGUUUUGUCGUAUUUAUAAAAACGCAUGAAAAGAGUUGCCCUGUAGUAUGUAUAAUGCAUAUUCUGUAGGAUUUUUUUAUUGUCUAAUUACUUAAUCUUAUCCAACUUCUGAAUUCUACAUAACACAGGGCAACCCAUUUCAUGUGCUGCCCAUCAAGUGAUGUGUCCCUGCAAUGCUAACCAGCGCUUCAGAAGCAUUCUAUGCAUAGUCCAGGUGAUAUGGGGGAAGACCGCCCUCUCCUUAUUAACUGCCGGGACAUGUUGGGAGGUAUGAAUUAGUAUGCUACACCACUGUCUAUGCAUGCACAGUGUGUGGUUCUGCUUUCUCUCUGGGGAGGAUACACAAACCUUCAACAUAAUUAACAAAGGCCACCCAGGAAUUAGCAUUCAGGAUUCCUUAUUGACAGCUCAGAGGGGUGGAGUUAUAGCUGUGUGUGUGUUUAUACAAAUUGCUGCAGUCAGUCUCAGAGCUGAACGUGGGCUCACUGUGCUCUUUGUGCAAUCAUGCAAAGUUGUGAUAGUGCUUACAGUGACCCUUUAACUCAGGCUUCCCCAAACUCUGGCCCUCCAGAUGUUGCUGUACUACAACUCCCAUGAUUCUAUGAAUGAAAUAGAUAGGCUGAGAAUCAUGGGAGUUGUAGUUCAGCAACAUCUGGAGGGCCGGAGUUUGGGGAAGCCUGCUUUAACUACUGCCAUCACAGCCUGACCUCUGUAUACCGCUAUAAAAAGCUCCAUUUAUUUAGCCCUGCCAUUUCUAUACAACCAUCCAAUAACCGGACUGGUUCCAUGUUGGAACAGGAGCUACAAACGAAUUGUUAUGACGGCUCAGACACUCACUUAUUCUGAAGGUUUAAGCUGGGACACUAGGUUCCUGUUUACAGAAUAUGAUUAACAAAGGGUUAAUGAGCCUACUACUACAGGCCUGUCAGUCAAGAGUGAAAUCAUUUCACACCCUCCUGUGUCAGUAACAGAGACCUGAGAUUAAACAAAUCCCUGGAAGAUGCAGGGAAGGGGGAUGUCAGACCGGGUCAGGGACUAAUCUGAGAGUGUGAUUUUAGGGGUUCAUUCACUACAAUGGGGAUCAAAGCAGUCCAAAGGGAAACAUUCUCAGAUCAGCCCAGAUAUUUGCUCCAUUUGCCAGGUCCCCCUCAAUAAAGAACCCCUAAAAACGUAUACGGCACAAAACAGGGGACACCCUGGAACCGAUCCAGACAGGUGCUCCGUAUUACAGACUUUGUCCCAGGAUUUCUCAUUAUAAAGGAGAUCCCAGUAUACAAGUAAUGAGCGACACGAUUUCAGAGUAAUUAACAAACUAUUAAUUAUCCUGUGGGAGGGGCUUCUCCCCUUUCCUAAUACAGAGUCCAGUGGAGCAGUCUUGUCCUGUAUAACAUGCCUCACUGCUGGAAGAAGCCCCCGCUAUGUAUUGUUAUAAGAAAGUACCCCUGGUUUGUAAACGAAAGAUUCUCUCCUGUUGGACUGGACGCAAAUUACACGUAAUGGGGGGGGAUGGGGCGCCGCUAGGUUAAUAUCCGUCUCUGCAUGAAAAGUGCUAGCACGCAGUAAGGGAAGGGUUAAUUGGGAGGAGAUUAAUGGACACUGACAGGGUUAUUCACUGAAGUGAGAAUAGUCAGGAAUUCGGAGGCAGACUGGAUGUUCUCCCAGUCCGCACUGCGUCCAGUUCAGGUCAUUAAAAAUUCACUUUGAAUCCCUGACAAUUCUUACUUCAGUAAACCGCUCUGAGUGAAUUGGCCGGCAUAUUUACUAAACCAGGAGAUGGGAUUUCACGUUUAGAAUAAAGUAGCCCAGUCGGAAAAGAAAGUUGGUGAUUUAAUUAAUUUCUUAUUUUGACCUAAACGUUGAAAUGCGGCAGAAUGUCCAGUUUAGUGAAUAAAUUGUAGAUUGAAAUAGAUGGAAAUGAUCCAUUGUCCAGUUUAAUUAUUUUGGCCUAAAUUCUGUGUUAACUCCUGCAGGGCUAAUAUUAUUAUGUUCCUUGCACCCACUCUCUUAAAGCGACACUCCACUACCCAAAUACAAACACUACUUAGUAGACUUACCCCCAAUUAAAACGUGUGUAUUUUUUCCCAUUUAGGAUAUGUAAAAACAUUAUAAAAGCUGUAUCUGUCUUGUUGUCAUGGGCAUGAAGGGGUGCUGCCCAGAGACAGCACCAUCCCUUUAAAUGUAGGAACCAAUUUAGCAAAGAAUAAAUGCAAUAGACACAAUAGAAAUGCAAAAUCUCUUGCAUAAUGCACAAUGAAUAGUGCAAAUAAAGAAAUAUAUAUUUAAAAAAUAUUUUACCAGGAAAGAUACAUUGAGAUUUCUCUCGUUUUCAAGUAUGUUCUGGGUCCACAAAUCAUUGCAUUGAUACAAUUAGGGUACAAUAAAAUACAAAAACAAUAUUAAUACACAAUAUAUACAAUAUUUAACAAAGAACAGGUAGGAAAUAUAUAAUCACCCAUGACAGGUGCAUUCUGUUUUGAGGUAUGUAGAGAGGGAUCUCUUAAAGGACUUUAGACUUAGGGAAGAUUUUAAAGUGUGCGGGAGGUCGUUCCAUAAUUGCGGCGCUCUGUAGGAGAAGGAGGAUUGGGCUGCCUUCUUUUUGUAUUGAGGUAGACUAAGUAAAGUGUUGGUACUGGAUCGGAGGUUAUAGGAAGUGGGAACAGCUGGGGAGAGCAUUUUGUUCAGGUAAGGUGGGAAUAUCAACUAAGGAGUGUGUCGUGACACUUGUCUGCAGCCUUUGUAAGCUCUCCCGUUCUAACCCCGCCCAGACUUUCUGUGGCUGUCCAAUCACAGACUUCCCAAUGCAGCUCAAUGACAAGUCCAAAGCAUUUCAGGAAGCUGACACUAAAGGGGACACUAUAUUAUUAUAUUAUAGUUUCCACAUCUCACUUGGCAUAGAUUAUUUUUAAAGUAACCCUAUACUAUUAUAGCACCAACGUGUUCCGCAGCGCUGUACAGUAUAUUCCAUAGAAACGCUCUGUAUUAGAAAUCUGGUUACCCAGACUGUUUAUACCAGGAGCUGUGAAUAUUUAAUAAAAUAAGGCAAUGCAUUAAAAAACCCCACUCAGCACAAUGUGCGUCUUUACCUGAAUAAACCACCCCGUUCGUCCCAGGCUGGCAGCUCUGUGUAGACAUCGCUGUGACCCACAUUCUUCCUAAUCUAUGUGAAAUCCCAGUUAAUUAACAGAAUGUUUCAAACCUGUUUCUGAUGACACCAUGAUUAGAUUUAUAGAUGGGGGAGGCCUGCCCCCUAGCGGACAUUCUGCAGCACUGCAGUUACAUUGUGUGUCUAUAAAUCUAUAAAUCUUUUCUAAAAUCACAGGUUUUUAUUCUUGAUGGUGUUUCACUGUUUGCUGCUCAGAGAAGCAGCAGGGCCAGAGCUAGGAUUGUGUUUCUCUUGCUUCACUCAGCCCCUUCAUGUGUCUCUCUCCCCUUCUACAUCCUCACUGUGUUCUUCCCCCAGUACCUUUUGUGUAUCUAUUUUUCCCCUUUCCCCUAUGUCUUUCUCUCCUUCCCAGUCACUCUGUGUCUCCUCCCCCCAGCACAUUGUUUUCUCCCCUCAGCCCGUCUGUGUCUCUAUCUCCCACCCUGCCCCCCACCCCCCCCAGCCCAUAUCUGUCUUUCUCCACCCGCCUCUUGUGGUUUUUCUCCCACCAUGCCAGCUCGCCACCCGUAUGUCGCUUGGCCAGACCGCGGAUGUUUGGUUUCCUCUCCCUCGAGAGUGAGAGCUUCCUGUCAGAACUGGUAGAGUAAACCCAAUUCAUGGCUCGGUCACACUACAAUGACUGACUGGCAGGAGGGGAGCACACAGAGCUGAUCACCCAGAACCUGGUGCGCCCUAAGGUGGCUGCCUGUGCCGACUUAUUGUAGCACCAGCCCUGGGUGGCAGGAUGUUAAACCAAGAGUUCCUGAAUCAUUUUACUGUUUUUAGUUUGUAGCAACUCUGCUGGGAAGCCAUUCUAUGCACCUUUAACUCUUUCUGUGAAAAAUACCCACAUACAUAAACAAAAUACACCUGGCCAUUACACCAACAAGGACUUUUAUGACUUCACAUUCUAAAUACAUGGACAUUAUAUGUAGUUGGCCCAUCCUUUGCAGCUAUAACAGCUUCCACUCCUCUGGGACGUUGGAGUUUCUGUGGGAAUAUUUCCCCAUUCAUCCAGUGGAGCAGUUUUGAGGUCAGACACGGAUGUUGGAAGAGAAGGCCUGACUCACAAUCUCCAUUUCAGUUCAUCCCAAAAGUGUUCGGAGUUGCGGUCAGGGCUCUGUGUAGCCAGUCAAGUUCCUCUACACCAAACUCAUCCAACCAUGUCUAUAUGGACCUUGCUUUGUGCACUGGGAUACAGUCAUGCUGGUAUAGAAAAUAUCCUUCCCUAAACUGUUCCCACAAACUUGGAAGCGUUGUCCAAAAUGUCUUGGUAUGGUGAAGCAGUAAGAUUUCCUUCCACUAGAAGGAAGGGGCCUAGCCCAACUCCUGAAAAAUAGCCCCAUUCCAUUAUCUCUCCUGCACUGAUCUUACAGUUGGCACAAUGCAGUCAGGUAGGUAACGUUCUCCUGACAUCCACUCAACACGGACUUGCCCAUCAGACUUCACAGAAUGGAGUGUCCAUAACUCCCGAGCCCAGUGGCGGCGUGCUUUACACCUCUCGAUCCAAUGCUUGGCAUUGUACUUGAUGUGAAACCCAUUCUGUGAAGCUCCCACCGCACAGCUUUUGUGGUGAUCUUGUUAGUGGAAGUUUGGAACUCUUCAGCUAUGGCAUCACCGAGCAUUGGCGACUUACACACCAUGCACCUCAGCACUCGGUGACCCCGUUCUGUGACGUUACGUGGUUUUCCGCUUUGUGGCUGAGUUGCUGCUGUUAAAUGUUUUCAUUUUCUAAUAUUAACACUUACAGGUGACCGUGGAAUAUCUAACUUCACAGACUUAUUGUAAAGGUGGCAUCACGGAGCUCUUCAGAAUGACCCAACUUUUUCACAAAUGUUUGUAAAUGCAGACUGUAUGGAAAGGUGCUUAAUUUUAUACAGCUGUGGCAAUGGGUCUAAUUAUAACACUUGAAUUGAAUAAUUGAGAGGUGCAUAUUACCUGCCAGUACUGCGGUUGAUGACCCGGAGAGGGGGUUUUUCAGUAUAAUUUAUCUGUGCCUUUUAGCAGAAUCCUGCUGAAACCAUUGCGGGAGCAAAAUGUGAACCCAUAUCAUGACUGCCCCACUGAAUUCAGGACACUUCAGAAUUAUUAAUAAAAUCAUCGCAAUAUCAAAAGGUUUUCUUAGGCUUCUACGCCACCUAGUGUGUCCUAAGCUUAUCGGCAUUCGGAGAGGCUGCUUUGUCCAGUCUGCAGCCCAGCUGCCAGGGUCCCUGAGUUUUCGGAAAUUUGCCCAUUUUCUCCUAAACGAUCCCUAAUACGGACACUUACUCAUACCGCUGUUUUUAAUUUAACAGGCUUCUCUCUCUGCGACUGCGAUCUGGGCAAGAUUAAUAUGUUUAAUUUGGGGAAAUUCUGAGUAAAAAAAUUCCAAAAUAUAAAAAGCAAAGAAAUGGACAAAAGGUCAUUAUUUUUAACCAUUGAAGACGUGAAUUCAUUAAAUUCUUAGCUUCCUGGCCUGAGAUGAUUUCAUAUUCGUGAAGUAGGUGGUGGUGCAUUGCUCGUUCCUUUCGUUGGUUUCUCUCCGUUUUAUAAAUCGUCCCAUUGUUGUGGCUCUUGUUGACUGUUACAUGUUUUUGUUUUUGUAAUAAUAGUUGGAUGUUUGUGGUUUGCUGCUGGUGCUCAACUGCAAAAGGCGGCGAAGAGUUUUUUUAGGUUACCCGAAUUAAAACCCAAAUUACUAACUUUUAUUAAAAAAAAAUCCCCAACUCUCCUUCGUUCACAGCUCGUGAACAAUCCUUCCAAUUAUGUUUUUGUAUAAUGUUUCUAUGUGUGUUCCUUCCAUGCUGUGGUAGUUGAUACCACCCCAGCAUUCCAGCCGCAGAGGAGUUCUAUAAAAAAUAACAACUUUGUAAUAGCAUUGUCACAGUGACAGAGGAUGGACACUGCACUCAGAGUGCUCUCUUUAAAAUAACAGGUGUCGUUUUAGCACAGGGAACAGCAGUGAUCUCCAGGUCCUUAGAUUGUAGGAUGUAGAGCUCAGUGUGUAAUCCCCAUUACUCUCAGCCUGACUUCAUCUGGGUGAUGGUGCACCCCUAAUGUUCCCAAAACCCCAAGCAAUGACAUGUAAAACUUGGUGAGUGCUGUAAUAGCACUGCAUUCUUUCUACAGGGCGCCAUUAUCGUAUUACGUGGUCAUUUUAACGUGCCAAAAACCCAGGGACGUAUGCAACAUUAACCACUGAGCUCCUCAAAUUAAAAUACAAAUUGCACAAUUUGGGCUAAAAUACCCAAUAUGUGACUAUGGUGCAGUUGGAGAAUUUUUACAAAUCAGAUAUUUUUGCCUAAAUUUGGAUACAUUUUGUAGUUUAGUGAAUAAACCAUGUUUGUGUAUGACGUAACAGGCUGUGAUGUGACUGAGCAUUCAGUGUCAUCCUCUCCACCUCACCUUCAGGUAACUGCUGGACACUCUGUGCUCACAUUAACUGACAGAGGUCCUCUCCUUCACUCGUCUAGUUUGGAUAUGGUCAGUAGUUGCCUCAUUAGAUGCAAUAGGUCUUGGUCAUUUGUAAUUUGUUCUCUACAUGUUUAGAGUUCCGCUCAUUCUUGCUGUUUGUUGUCCUGAUACGGGUUAAUUGUUUUCACUAUCCGUGAUUACUCAGAUCGAAUGGAUUAGACUUUUACUGGAAUUCCAACUCAGUCAAAAAAAUGAAGCAAGUCAGGGACUAUUGCUCCUCCUGUCAAAGCUUGACACUGGGUGGUGCUGCUGCCGCCAAGUUUGUCAGUUCCCCCAGCCCGCUAAUUAAAUUUAACCUUUACUGCCCACUCUCCGUCCAUCGUACCUCCAGCAGUGAUGUCACCAUCGGGGGUCUUUGCAAAUUAUGCCAAGACUCCAAGCGAUGACCGAUCCACUAUUCGAAGAUCUGGUAAUAUUUCAUUCUAUCACUUAACUAUAGUUAGGGAUCCACUUACUUGGUACUUACCUGGUUCUCUGAUAGUGACAUCAUCAGAACUGCAUCAAACACCGAAUUCAGCAGAAUUCUCAUUUUCUAAUGGAAACGUCUAACUCCAUAUUCAGGGCUGCACAUCCAAAGGAUUGUCUACCAAGCUGUGAAUUUUAUAAAAUUUUGGCUAAAAUUCUCCAAAUCCGCUAUAUUUCUAUUUUAACCUAAAAUUUGAAAUUUGCUCUGAAUUCCUGUCUGUUUACACUUUAGAAAAUAACCCUGUCUGUUUACUUUUAUUAUUCCUCAAUGUGAACAUCUUGUACUGAAAUAAUAUGGCCGCUCGUAGCUCGGCCUGACAAACCCAUCGUCCCGCUAAUAACGGAGUUAGAAAACAUACUGAGAUAAAAUAACUUCCUUUUUUUUGAAGUAGGUAGAAUUCUAACGUGGAAAUAAGGGCUCCUGAAACAUUGUGUCACUGGAGUGUCUACGGAGGUUCCUUUUUAUGGCUGCCCUUGCGUUCCCGCACAGUGACUCAGUAUAUAGAGGAUGUGAUGCCAUCGGCAAAGUAGGCAGGAGAUAAGAGAAGCCAUAACACAGAGCAUUCAGGGCCACUAGUUACUGAUCUAUAUAUUUCACGUAUUUCACGUAUUUGCCCUGAUAUCGUUUCUUAAAGAUAGAAUCUAUGGGCAAUUCAUUUCGAAGUUUCUUGACUUGAUUCCAGUGUCCUUUCAAUAUAUAACAUGUGAUCACCACAAAUGAACUGCUAACGUGCCAUCAAUUAGCGUUUUACACAGCAAUAAUUCCUACCCUUUUUAUGUGCGUUUUUACCGUCCGCUGUCUGGAUAUCUUCCAGAUGUAGAAUGUGCCGUCUCACGUAUUUUGCUUUAUGUCCUUGUAAAUGUUUACUAAGAGCCAAGACCCUUGUUGAUGUGAACGAGCGGUUUUCAAAUUAACCUGAAUGUGUAUUUAUCACGUGUGCUAAUACUUAAUAUCCUUUGCUUUAACCCCAGCACAUGCCUUGUGUCUACAGCUGUAAUGUCAUGACUGCUAGUGUGGUCCAACACGCAUAAACUAUGUAAACAUAUACAUAUAAAAAGAAAGGAAAUAAAAGGACAGAGCGUAAACCGGACCUUAGAAUGGCCGGACUAAUACGCUAGAGAUAGAGAAUGGUCAUAGGGAAAGCCGAGGUCAAGGAAGCCAGAAAUACUCAGAUACCGUUUAAACAAGCCAAGUCAGGGGAACCAGAAAUCGGAAUAACCAGGGAAAAGCCAAGAUCAGGAUACCAGGAAAUCAGAAUCACAAGGAUAAACGCACUCUCGGGAACCUGGAACAGGAAACCACGACAGGGCAAGGAACUGAAGUGAAUUAGGGAUUCAAAUAUCCCUCUCUGGGCUCUGAUUGGUCAGAGGGUGACCUCUGACCCCAGAACGUGCGCGUGCGUUGACGUCGUGACCUCACGCGUACGUCCGUAUAAAUUUGAGGGGCGGAGCUUGUGAAGUGCGCGACCACGUGGUCAGCGCCAUCUUUGAUUUGGGCGCACUGCCCAAAAGACGCAGAGGGGCGGUUCCUGGCUCACCAACGAGCAGGUAAGCUCGUUAGAUUGGUGAAGUCGUGCCGGUCGGGCACGGCUGCGCCAUGCGGCGGGCCAGGAGCAGCAACAUGUAAUUUGCAGUGAUACUUAGAUUUUAUAUUGCAUCAGUUAAAAACUGUAAAUCUGAGCGUGUUCCAGGGAUUAAAUAACAAUCACACGUUAAGGGCACAUUGUACACGAGGAGGAGACUUCUCCAUUAAGUACUAGUGGGUUAUAAUGUAGUUUGUGGCAUUGAAGUAGCUGAGAUCGGAAGUCAAGCAGCCAUCUUGGCCCAAGCGUGCCAUUACAUCAAUGAAUGACAAAACAUUGGAAAAUCUAUUGUGCCAGAAUUCAAUUUGUUUAUUUAAAAAAAAAAAACAUUUAAAUAUAUUCCCAUCCUCGAUUUAGUUUGUCACCGCAUCACUCGACAAAUACGGCUGGUCAAAAUAAUGAAAGAGGGAGUACAGUCUUCGGAGUCCUAUUUGCCCAAACAAAGUCUGUAGGGAGGCGUCGAUCGGCCUGCAUUUAAAAGCUGCAACGGCCUAGGCUGCACCACGGAUGGGACAUUUAGUGGGCUCAUGCAGACACACCUGGAAAGAUAUAGACCCCCUACUCGCCACCUUUUCCCACAUGAUGGUCCCUCAAAGUGAGUGGCCACCCAAGUUUAAUGUGAAGAUGUGAAGCCCUCUGCCCAAUAAGUAAAAUUAUGGAAUUCCAUAAUACCGCUUAUCUUCUAAAUUAAUGGACAGGUGGGGAGGUGCCAUAGAGGAGCCUAUAAAUCGGAGAAAUGUCAAGUCCUACCUUCUGACCCGUGAUCUUGGAGAUUAAAGCCUUACAUCUGUGUUUUUUUUCCAUCCAUACUAGGAUAAACUGUAAUGUCCUAAUUUUACAAGACUGGUAAAAUGCACCACACACCUGGAUUUUAACCAAUUCAAUAUGUGUGUGUCUACAUUGUAUUAUUUAUUUUAUUUUAUUUUUUUAAACACAAAACACUUUUAUCUGCACAUAAAAGCCAUAAGAAGAUUCCACAAAAAUCUUCUACCUGCAGCUCCUAAACACUUUAUACCAGGGCUGCCCAAAAUGUAGAUUCCUAAAUGUUGCAAAGCUACAUUGCCCAUGAUUCCGGAAUGGCUACAAACCAUGGGAUGUGAUGUUGUAAAAUUUCAGCAGACCAGCUUCACACACUUGGUGGUUAUGUAGAACUUUAUUCCACACCCAGACAUUUAGCUGGAUCAUGUAUGUAAAGAGCAAUUCUUGGGACAACGAAGGUUAUAGUGUCCUUUGAAAGGAUGGCUAUUCAUUGUUCACAGACUGACUGGAUAACUUGUAUCAAAGGGCUUAGAAUCUGACUAACUGCUCUCUAUACCUUGAUACCCGCUGAGAUCACUUUCCCAGCCCAAGUGAGUGUAUUUUCUACAGAAAUAAUGACUGUUUAUUGUAUAGCUCCAUUCCACCAUUACUUCAUGAGUUGCGAAACAUUAAAAUAAACCUUUAAAAAGUAAACUGUGACCUUUUAUCUUUAGGUUGGAAAUCUAAACCAGUUAGAAACUAUGAAAAAUAUACAAUGGGCUCAUAAAAACAAUUAAGAGCUGAGAAUGAAAAGGGCUGCUUCACACUAAAACAAAGCGACUUUAAGGGAUCUAUAAAAUAUAUAGUGUGAGCGCUCCUAAAAAAAAAUUAGAUGAUAAAUCAACAUAAUCCGUAUAAAAUACACAUUUUAAUUAAACAAGUACACAAAAAGACCCCAAAGCCACUCCAAAAAAUAGAUUUAAACAUGAAAUGCAAGACUGAUACAAUUAGCAACAUGGUAAACAACUACCACCAUAAAUGUUACCAAGUAAAAACCGCUAUCAGAGUGGCAUAGAAAAUAAAUAUACACAACAAAUCGUGACAAAGUGUGUUAUCCUAAAUAUAGCUCGGAGAAAACUUGACCAAGAGUAAAAAAAGUCAAGGAUGAAAAAGGGGGUAUAUCAACAACACUAUGCACUAUAAAAUGUGCAAAACACGUUCUAAAAAACAACGUCUAAAACAUGAAAUGACCACAAUGGAUAAAAUCCUGUAUUGGAUAUAUGAAUAAAUAAGAUACUCCAGUAAACGUCCUUAUCGAUGGAGGGGCCCUUCUACGAGACCUGGACCCAAUGUAUACAGGAGAUCGAUGGAUGAUCCUGAGAUGCCCAGCGAGCUCAACCCCAGAUGAUCAUGGUUAGACGGCACAAAUGCUCACAGUUGGUGAGCGGUGCCGAUCGUCGGACACCCACUAAGUUGGGGUAGCACAGCUAUCUGGCAGCGUGUAGAAAAGCCACGGCCGGUAACUUUAAAAAAGACAGCGGCUAAGUAAAAGGAGCAGCGUAAAUGGAUAAGACGUGGACCGAUGAGUCUACGCGCUUCGUCUCAUAAGUGAAACUUUUUCAAGAGAACGUCCUUGUCUACAGAUUAGCCUUAUAUACGCCUUGGUCAAGGGCACAUAGGGAAAAUAGCCAAUUGGAAAAAUAAAUGUAUAAGAAUAGAUGAAGAUCAAAGAUUGAACGUAAUAGAUAUUAAACAUAAUCGUUUAUUUAACUCAAAAUCUAGGUGUCGGUUCCAAACAUGAAAAUAUAAUAAAAUAUAUAGAACAUAUCCUGUAAAUACAGGACUAACAUAUGAUAAAUAAUAAAUACCGCUAUCAUAGCUGAUAUCUAAAUGAAAAGGGGAGAGAAACAUUAUAGAAGUGAUAAAAGCACAAUUAACCAACGUAGAAAUAAAUAGCCAGGUAAUGGGAUGGAUACGGAUAAGCACUCUAUCAGUUCCAUAUUUCAGUGCUAUAUACCAUGAAAGUGCAAAUGUGCAGGAUAUACAUUCAAAUAAAAAUCUGGCACUGAAAUAACCAGUUAACCAUUUCAUAUCUAUCAAAGUGGGGAAAAGGUGAAUCUGUAGAAAUGAAAUAUAACCUAAACCAUUGUGAUAUCUAUCAAGAAUACCAUUGUGUUUUCUUUCUUAACAAUAAAAUAUAUAUAUACAUAAAAAAAAUCUGUUUGCAAUUUGUUUUUUUUUGUUCCUAGAGUGCAGUAUUUAGUUCGGUGUUCGGCGAUUUAAUGACGCAGUUUGAAAGGCUGCAGGGCAGCCAAUCAGCAAGUGUUUGACUCAUGUGCCCUUAGAAGCCAUCACAGCCAUGCCUACUUAUGGCAUGGCUGUGAUUGGCCAGUGCAGCAUGUGACCCAGCUAGUAGGGGCAUGUCUAUUAAACAGUUAAAAAACGAAAAAAAUUCCCGCAACGCGCGAGUGGGGGCUUUUAAACUAAAGGGGGACCUAUUGCCCCCCCCCAGCCCCCACCCCUGAGUGGUUGGUGGGAGCUAUAAAUAAGAAUUUGGGGGGGGGGACCUAUUGUCCUCCCCCAGCCCCCACCCCUGAGUGGUGGGUGGGGGCCAUAAAUAAGAAUUUGGGGGGGACCUAUUGCCCCCCCCCAGCCCCCACCCCUGAGUGGUGGGUGGGGGCCAUAAAUAAGAAUUUGGGGGGGGACCUACUGUCCUUCCCCCCCCCCCGGCCUCCACCCCUGCAUGGCGGGUGGGGGACUUAAAUAACAAUAAGGGGGGACCAUAAAUAAAAAUUGGGGGGAACACACCUAAUGUCCUCCCCCCGGCCCCCACCCCUGUGCGGCGGGUGGUGGCCCUAAAUAACAAUAAGGGGGGGGGGGACCUACUGUCCUCCACCCAGCCCCCACCCCUGCGUGGAGGGUGGGGGCCCUAAAUAACAAAAGGGGGGGACACCUACAGUCCUCCCCCCGGCCCCCACCCCUGUGCGGUGGGUGUGGGCCCUAAAUAACAAUAAGGGGGGGACCUAAUGUCCUCCCCCUGGCCCCCACCCCUAAACGGCGGGUGGGGGCCCUAAAUAAAAAAUGUACCCCCCCCCAGGUGACUAGGGGUUCCCAAACCCCUAGUCACCACCCUCCCCCCCAAAAAUGUACCCCUACCUACCCUCCUCAUCCUAAAAAUAAUGAGGGGGACCCUUAUCUAAAUACCUGUUAAAAAAAAAAUGUAAAAAAAUAGACUUACCAUUUGAUGUCUUCUUUCUUUAUUCUAAAAUCUUCUUUUUUCAGACCCAAAAAAGGCCAAAUAAAAAAUCCAUAAUAACCGAAGCACUAAAAAAAAAAAACCCAAAAAAAAUUUUCACUCAUGGAGGGCUUCGUGCAGACUGAGCUCUGCCCUGCAAUUAGGCUCAGAGCAUUCUGAUUGGUGGGUUUAAGCCAUCCAAUCAGAGUGCUCUGACAGGUAAAUGAAGAGACUGACAGGUAAGGUUUGAAAUCCACCAAUCAGAGUGCUCUGUGUCAUUUUACACAGCGUGGGAAAGUUCUUUAGAAUUUUCCCACGCUGUGUAAUUUGACUCAUAACUGUCUGAUUGGUUACUUAAUCCACCAAUCAGAGUGCUCUGUGUCAUUUUACACAGCGUGGGAAAAUUCACUGAAUUUACUAAUACUAAGUAAUCUUUACUUCGUAUUACUAAAUGUGGCUGAAAGACCAGUUUAGGUCUUUCAGCCUUUUGGUAGAUAGCUCCCUAAUACCGUGGGAAUUAGGGAGUUAUCUACUAAGCGGCUGCUUAUUUUAUGUAUUUUAUAUUAUUUUAAGUGAUUUCCCUAUCCACAUUUGUUUGCAGGGCACUUGUCCUACUCUUACCCCCAUUGUACUUCCUUUUGCAGUCCUCUAGCCCUUUCCAGGAGUUUUUUAGAGCAAUUUUUGUGCCCAAAAGUUCGGGUCCCCAUUAACUUCAAUGGGGUUUGGGUUCGGGGUCAAGUUCGAGCCCGAACCCGGACUUUUUUUUUCAAAGUUCGGCCGAACCCGCCGGACCCUAACAUCCAGGUGUCCGCUCAACUCUACCCAUCAGCCCUCAUCAAGAUCGUGGAUUUUGUAGAUUUGGACUCUGUGGUGGCUCGUGGAUUUGUUAUCUACGCAACAAACAGCCUCAGACUUCCUUCUGGAAUAACACAAGUUUAAGGCAGCGUUCAUCUUGGAUUGCUCAGUUUAAGGUUGUGUUCGAUUAGAUUCUCACACAUACACCCAGCUCCAGGUCAGCUCCCAUUCCACGCCUGCCCUUAGCACAUGCGUGGCCACACUCCGUGUCUUUUAUGAUGUAUGAUUGACAGGACACAAACUGAGGCAGAACAUGUACAUUCCUUGUUUUAACCCAGCGACAAGAAUCCCAGUGUUUCUGCCUCUGCUGUCAUUUUGUGAUGACCACUAGAAGAAUGCCAGGGUCCAGCUGGUAACGAAGUGUUUUCUGCUACUUGUUCCUCCACUCCUUUCUGUCCCCUGGCCUUUUCACCCUUUGAUUUGGGAAUUGACCCUGUUACUUGCUGCCCUUAUUGACCUGAGGAACCACUCAAUGUCACUGACCCUUUGCUGCCCACCUCGACCUGAGGAACCAUUCACUGUCAUUGACCCUUUGCUGCCCACCUUGACUUGCGGAUCCGCUCACUGUCAUUGACCCUUUGCUGCCCACCUCGACCUGAGGAACCGUUCACUGUCAUUGACCCAUUGCUGCCCACCUUGACCUGCGGAUCCGCUCACUGUCAUUGACCCUUUGCUGCCCACCUUGACCUGUGGAACCGCUCACUGUCAUUGACCCUUUGCUGCCCACCUCGACCUGAGGAACCGCUUACUGUCACUACGUACCUCUAUUCACUAUUCAAGUUAAUUGUAUUAAACAAACUACCCAACUGUGUUUGUCUGUGUGGAUGUGCGUGCAGCUCUGGUAUACCCCUCGCUGACACUCUAUUCAAUCCGCAAACAUGGACUACAUCCUGCAGUACGGAGACCUAAUCAAACCAUGUUCCUAGCAUGCCGUGUCCAUGGAGACUAGAAUUCCAGGUUCUUACCAGAAUGUCCACUUCAAAAUCCAAGUGAACUCUUACCGGACGUUCACGACCCAUUUCUCGCUACAUUGUGUGACAAGCACGGCGUCCAGGACUCCCCCAGAUCGUGAUAAUGGCAGCACACUCGAGUUAACCCUUGGCUGACUGUGGUCUGAGGAUGACCUUCCUUCUCAAAGUGGAAGUUUAAGACCACAAUAUCUCCACAGAAAUCACAGCUUUUACUGGCAAGUUCGGCCUUACAUACGUAACUCCCAGUUUAGUGAAUAACUGUGGUAGUUAUUGCUUUAUUCUGAUUGGCUCUAUCUAUGAGACAGUGGUGGUCCGGCUGGUCCCCACCUGCUCUGUGUGUGUGUGUAUAGGAAUUAUAUUGUGCAUGCUAUAAUAGCGUUCAGAUUAAUUUUAUAACUUAUAGCCUGGGUUCACCAUUUAUUGUUGAGCAGAGCAGGACUGGUCUUCACGGUCUCUUAGCCACUCUCUCUCACUGUUUUUUUUGUCUGCUUCUCUCUUGUCUGUCUUGGUGUCUGUCUUUCUUUGUGUCAUUCUUCUUGUCUCUGUCUCUAAUUUUUGUCAUCUCACUCACUGUUUUUUUGUCUCUCUGUCUGUCUAUGCAUUUGUCUCUGCCUCUUUCUCCAUGUCUUUGUCUGUCUCUCACUUUGUAUCUUUGUCUCUCUCGCCGUCUGUAUUUGUCUCUCUUUCCACUCUGUCUUUAUGUCUCUGUCUUUGUGUCUGUCUCUCCUCGUCCCUGUCGUUUUUCUGUGUAUGUCUCUCUCCACUCUGUCUCUGUUCACUCUAUGAAUCUGUCUCUGUAUCUCGCUUUCUGUGCAUGUCUUUCUGUCAUUUUUCUGUGUAUGUCUCCAUUCUCUCUCUCUCUCUGUCUGUCUGUGUUUGUCUCUCUGUCUCUCUCUCUGUGAAUAAAGAAAGUGUAAAGCUGUGUUAUAAGCUGGGAGGGUUGGAGAUGCAGUCUUGCCAGGUGAUUGGUUACCUGUAUGGUGGGAGGGGUGGCUCACACACACUGUACAGUGUACAUCACACAGUGCACCUUGACCCAUCGGAGGAGAUACAGUGACACAGCUGGGACAUUCACUGCUGGGGCUGAAGCCAUCAAAGACAGGUCUGUAUAUAUGUGUGUGUGUGUAUGGGGGGUGGAGUGGGGAUUCCUGUGUUAUGAAAUUAGUUCAAGCCACGUUGGUGGCAAUGGGCACGUGGCUCCUCAGUGGGUGCACUGUUUGCUUAUAUCAGUUUUCAUGUUGUAGCGUAUUCCCAGUCUCUCAUUGCUGUCAAUUUUAGAUCUCAGAGGUUUAUUUGCUAAACCGUAAAUUGUAGGGAUUGGGAAUUCCAAAACGUAAAAUAAAAUAUUUAAACUGGCUGGCUGGGUGGGAAUAUGUUUCCAAAUCCAUCUUUAAUUGGCUAAACUUUACAACAUUUAGUGAAUAAACAGCAACUUUCAGCAGAAUGAGUGUGUAUAUGUAUGGACGUGUAUAUAUAUUAUUUGUUGUUUGUUUGUUUGUUUGUUUCUAUCGUUCAUUAGCCGAGUUGAUGAUUUGCCAGUGAAAGUCUAACAAUCCUAAACUCUGGCACUUAGGAAAGUUACCACAAACCUGUUCCAAUCAUCUGGGGUUUGCGGAGUUCAAUCAUCAACCUGAGGAGAGCUGCAGGGUUCAGUAUUCAGCCUAUGGAGAGCUGCAGGGUUCAGUGCUCAGUCUAUGGAGAGCUGCAGGGUUCAGUGUUCAGUCUAUGGAGAGCUGCAGGGUUCAGUGCUCAGUCUAUGGAGAGCUGAAGGGUUCAGUAUUCAGUCUAUGGAGAGCUGCUGGGUUCAGUAUUCAGUCUAUGGAGAGCUGCAGGGUUCAGUAUUCAGUCUAUGGAGAGCUGCAGGGUUCAGUAUUCAGUCUAUGGAGAGCUGCAGGGUUCAGUAUUCAGUCUAUGGAGAGCUGCAGGGUUCAGUAUUCAGUCUAUGGAGAGCUGCAGGGUUCAGUGUUCAGUCUAUGGAGAGCUGCAGGGUUCAGUGUCAGUCUAUGGAGAGCUGCAGGGUUCAGUGUUCAGUCUAUGGAGAGCUGCAGGGUUCAGUAUUCAGUCUAUGGAGAGCUGCAGGGUUCAGUGUUCAGUCUAUGGAGAGCUGCAGGGUUCAGUGUUCAGUCUAUGGAGAGCUGCAGGGUUCAGUAUUCAGUCUAUGGAGAGCUGCAGGGUUCAGUAUUCAGUCUAUGGAGAGCUGCAGGGUUCAGUGUUCAGUCUAUGGAGAGCUGCAGGGUUCAGUGCUCAGUCUAUGGAGAGCUGCAGGAGUGCAGGGUGUAUUCAGUCUAUGGAGAGCUGCAGGGUUCAGUGUUCAGUCUAUGGAGAGCUGCAGGGUUCAGUGUUCAGUCUAUGGAGAGCUGCAGGGUUCAGUGUUCAGUCUAUGGAGAGCUGCAGGGUUCAGUGUUCAGUCUAUGGAGAGCUGCAGGGUUCAGUAUUCAGUCUAUGGAGAGCUGCAGGGUUCAGUAUGCUCAGUCUAUGGAGAGCUGCAGGGUUCAGUGUUCAGUCUAUGGAGAGCUGCAGGGUUCAGUAUUCAGUCUAUGGAGAGCUGCAGGGUUCAGUGUUCAGUCUAUGGAGAGCUGCAGGGUUCAGUGUUCAGUCUAUGGAGAGCUGCAGGGUUCAGUGUUCAGUCUAUGGAGAGCUGCAGGGUUCAGUGUUCAGUCUAUGGAGAGCUGCAGGGUUCAGUACUCAGCCUAUGGAGAGCUGCAGGGUUCAGUUCAGUCUAUGGAGAGCUGCAGGGCUCAGUGCUCAGUCUAUGGAGAGCUGCAGGGUUCAGUAUUCAGUCUAUGGAGAGCUGCAGGGUUCAGUAUUCAGUCUAUGGAGAGCUGCAGGGUUCAGUGCUCAGUCUAUGGAGAGCUGCAGGGUUCAGUAUUCAGUCUAUGGAGAGCUGCAGGGUUCAGUAUUCAGUCUAUGGAGAGCUGCAGGGUUCAGUGUCUAUGGAGAGCUGCUGGGUUCAGUAUUCAGUCUAUGGAGAGCUGCAGGGUUCAGUUUAUGGAGAGCUGCAGGGCUCAGUAUUCAGUCUAUGGAGAGCUGCUGGGUUCAGUAUUCAGUCUAUGGAGAGCUGCAGGGUUCAGUUUAUGGAGAGCUGCAGGGCUCAGUAUUCAGUCUAUGGAGAGCUGCAGGGUUCAGUGUUCAGUCUAUGGAGAGCUGCAGGGAUCAGUGUUCAGUCUAUGGAGAGCUGCAGGGUUCAGUAUUCAGUCUAUGGAGAGCUGCAGGGUUCAGUGCUCAGUCUAUGGAGAGCUGGAUGGUUCGGUGUUCAUUCUAUGGAGGGCUGCAGGGUUUAGUAUUCAGUCUAUGGAGAGCUGCAGGGUUCAGUAUUCAGUCUAUGGAGAGCUGCAGGGUUCAAUGUUCAGUCUAUGGAGAGCUGCAGGGUUCAGUGCUCAGUCUAUGGAGAGCUGCAGGGUUCAGUGUUCUGCGGAGGUGAUGUGGUAGUUUUUUUUUUGUUUUUUUUAUUUGAUUUUUUUUUAUCUGCUGUUGGGAGUUGGGGUAACUGAGACAGACCAGUGGUGGUAUUGGGGGGAUAUUUCACGUGGUGAGUGGGGUGUGAUGUGACACCUCUCGCAGUGUGUUGGAUCUGCCAUUAGCCAACCUUUUUUUACCUCCCAGGUUGAUGCGGUAAUGUGCAAGAAUCGAAAGGGUCUGCUUGUAGGAUGCCUGAUCUUAAUCUCUGUGAUAUCUGGGAUUGUAGCCCUCAUCCUCAGCAUUGUGGAAAUACGAAAUACCUACCUACCAUCACCUGACAAGGUAGGUCUCUGGAUUCCCACAAUCAUUUUCAUACAUCGCCCCACAAAGUUUCCGUCUAUGCCAUAAAAAUGAAAGUGGGGUUAGUUGGGAGCCCCUGCAACCUGGCAUUCCGAUGUAUGUUUCAUUACAAAAUAAAUACAGAGAAUUUCAAGUGUUUUACCAAAUAUUUUUUGAAAUGACAUUUUUAUAACUUGGUCCUACUACAGGCUAGCGGGUAUGAUCCUGCACCUCUGUUUGUCGGUUACCAGUCAUUAAGUCUUUAUUAAGAGUCUCAGAAUUACAAACUAAUGGAAGAGUUUACAUUUUUAGGCUACAAUAAGUGAAUUUGAAGCAUAGGAGACUUGGAGAAUCUUUCCAGUGAGCUUGUCCUUCAAUUUGUGUUUCCCUUUGAAUUUUCACUUUGUGAAAAACCCUGUCUGUGUUCGGUGGUAUUUUGACCUCCACGUUAAAGCACAGAGCAGUAGUCAACUUUGACUGAUAAAAAUACCUGUUACUAUGCAGUUUAAAAUGCAACCUAAACGGAAAACUGAUUAAUGUAUCUGGGAACGAGGUCAGGCGAGGAUCGAUCUGUGAUUUGCAGUUCACGGAUGUUAUUAAUACCCGGAUAACACAUUUAUACAGGAUAAACCGACCCAUUCUAUUGCCAGAAAAUGAAACUGUAUCACGCCAUAAGAAGCCUGCAUUAAAAUGCAAAUAUGUGGGUAAGAACAGAAAACUUGCGAAUUAUAGAGAAAACCAAAUUUAAAAAAUGUAAGCCGAAAGGGGGCAAACGUUUGUUUUCAGAAAAAUUAUCACAUUUCGAAAAAAACUUCAUUUGAAAAAAAUUCUCCACUCAAAUUUCAUCGCUUGUAACCUGAAUUCUACCAUUUGGUUUUCAUUCAAACCACAACCAUUUACUGAUUAAUGAAUAAACCACUUAAUGGUUUUAACAAGUGGUCCUAAUUUAUUGAAAAGGAGCACAGUAAGCACCAUAACCACUGCAACUGAUUGAAGUGGUGAUGGUGUCUGGAGUGCAUGGUUGCUGGGUCCUGCAUUACUGUUAAACUCCUAUAACGCACCUCUUUCAAUAAGCUGUAAUAAUACAUAUUUUUCCUUUCAAAUACUGUGAAGUUUUAGGAACAGUUUUUGGAUGGAUAAUCCGGAAUAGGUGAAAGUGCAUUCGGCGAGUUACAGACAAUGGGAAAUAUUUGAAUUAAAAAUCUGUAGUAAAAAAGUGUUUCAGACAAUAUUCUUCAAAUAAAUCUACAGGAAGAGUACAUACAGCUAGUGAUCUGUUCAUUAACAGGACUGUACAACAGACUAGAAUUCUGGUAUUCAGGAAAAUGAUAUAGAGAAAGGGUGCAAGGUAAUCAGAUCCGUAAUCUAUAGGUGAGACGACAACCCAAAUUAAUCCGAGACAGAAGAUACGUUAAAAAUAAAAAAAAAAACACAACAGUCAGUCUAAAGAGUGCAUGAGAUGAGACUAGAAAAAUAUUAUAAACCUUUAUUUACGGAACAAAAACCACAAUUAAAAAAUAAAAUAAAAAAAAAAAGACAACUUUAUGUCCUUUAUGUCCUGGACUCCCUAACGCACCCCUAAAGUGCGAUAAAUGUGAUUUUGCUCAAACUAAACCUAAGGAUCUACAGGGGUUUCAUAUAAAGGAUUCAAAUCCCUCAAACUAGUGGAACGUAUCGCAAUCCUUACGACAAUCUCCACACACUAUAAGGGAUAGUGUGUGUGUGUGUAUAUAUAUCCCCACAACAACCCCGGCACACUAUAAGGGAUAGUGUGUGUGUAUAUAUCUAUGUACCCCUACGACAACCCCAGCACACUAUAAGGGAUAGUGUGUGUGUGUGUGUGUGUAUAUAGUUAUCUAUCCCUACGACAACCCCGGCACACUAUAAGGGAUAGUGUGUGUGUGUGUGUAUAUAUAGUUAUCUAUCCCUACGACAACCCCGGCACACUAUAAGUGGUAAUGUGUCUAUAAAAUAUAUUUAUUUCUCUCUCUAAAUAAACAUUUAGUGAAUAUACCACCUUCUUUGUUGGCAUUAUACCAGAGAUCUGUAGGUAUAUAUAUAUAUAUAUAUAUAUAUAUACACUAAUUACCCAGGGUGUACAAGGGAAGGCUCUGUAUAUAAACUAUCUUUAGUGCAGGCAGGACAGGCGGUUAAUCAGGUUUAGUGUUACAUUCACAUUUAUCGCAUCUUAGGUGUGUUAUGCGAGUUCUGGGUAUAUAGGUUUUUUUUUUUUAUUGCGGUUUUUGUUACUUAACCCCUUACGGACCAAACUUCUGGAAUAAAAGGGAAUCAUGACAUGUCACACAUGUCAUGUGUCCUUAAGGGGUUGAAUAAAAAUGUAAAAAAGGUAUGUGGUAUUUUUAGGCAUAUCUCGUGCAUCCCCUCAGACUGUGGCUGUUUUUAGACUGAGUCUUUUCUUUCAUCUUUUGUCUCAGAGGAAAAAGAUUUCACCUACAUCUACAAAAAGGUUCUUUAGAAUUACGAUUAAUUAAAUAGACCCGUUGUGUUGGUGAAGCUGGGAGAACUCUUACUCCUGCCUGGGGGUUUACCAACCAAGGAUAUUCAAAUUUUAGUUCGAAAUAGCUGGGGGGAAAAACCAAACCAACAUAACGGAGUUUGGGAAUACUUCACCCACCCACCCCCCACCCUUCCCAAUUGGUAUAAACUUUGCAAUUCUUUCAUCACUUUCUGAUUUUGAGACUAAGUAUUGCAAGCCCCUAUUUAGCCGGUUUAAUCAUUAUACAGUUAAUUUUACAUUAGGCCAAAUGAGGAGAUUUGGGAAGUCGGCAAAGGCACAAUAAAUAUUCUGAAUAAUUGGGAUAAAUUUAUCAAAUUAAUUGUCUGGUUCCCAUAACUUGCUGUUGCGUUAAAAAAAAAAAAACCCGUUCCAUUAGAUUUAUUAUUUUUUCUGGUGUUUUUGUGAAUUUCGAUCAAGCUUUAAUUGCAGGAAUUACAUUGUUUCUGUAAUACCCAGCAUUCCGUGAUCGGUGGGAAUUUUUCCCAUGAUGCUCUGUUUUUUUUUUCUCUUCCAGUACGGAAUAGUGUUUGACGCCGGCUCGUCCCACACCUCCCUUUAUGUUUACAAGUGGCCUGCGAAUAAAGAGAAUGACACGGGGAUUGUCAGCCAGAUCUACAUGUGCAGCAUACAAGGUGUGUCUGUGUGUCCCAUCAGUGUAACCCUUCAGCUCCUGAACCUUGGAAGGGAUAGAAUCAACGAAUAAACUAUUAAAAUAUAGAGAGAAACUAAACUGGAAAUUGUAAAGGAGUUUUAAGUGUUAAACCCCAAGCAAUCACAUUGUAAAAACCUUCCCUCUUGUCUAUUUUUUCCCUAAAAUGUGCUAUUCUGUGGUUGAUUUCCCACAAUUAUUUAAAAAACCUCCUGGCAAUCAAAGGUUAAUGUGCAAUAUAGAAUUAUCUAUCUGGCAAAUUGCCUUAUAAAAAAAAUAAACAAAUUUAUUCAAAACCUAAUAAUCUCAGGGACCAUUUGGAGCAGUGAGUGCCCCAGACAGUAGUUUCGCCCUGUGUGAAUGAGCACAGCAAUCUAGACAAUAUCCCCUAUAAUCUGGGGGGACGGGGGAUUUUUUAUACACGUCAUAGUAACAGUAGGAGAUAUGAGAAUGUGGCUCGUGGCUUCGCAUUCACACGGUCUAAUAAAGAUUGCUAUACAACAAUAAAACACACCCAUGGAAAAUACGCAGUGAGGAAAAUAUCUUGAUAUAUGGCCCUACAUAUAAUAAACAGGACUCCGGGAAUCUCCGCUUAACCCCUUCAGUGCCGAGCAGGCCUUGAAAGUCUGCAGUGCGAAGUGGGUGGUCAGUUUAUUUGGUGCGGUCAUACUGUAUUUAGAACUAUAAUUUUAUAGAGGUGUCCUGUCGGUCUGUAAAUGAGGUUAAAUAGACGAUUCUCACGUAUGGCCGUGUUGGUCUGUAACAGUAGUUAAAGGGUGUCUCAACCUCUAUAACCUCUUCAGCUUUUUAAAGUGGUCAUGGUGGUAGGAGUUUCUGCUAGAAACCAGAGAUAUUUGGCAUUAUGAAAGUCCUAUGAUUGGACCGUGAGACGCGUCAGCCGGAGGAGGGAGAUCAGCGCCGGGAACUUUGCCCAACACUGGAUUACAGCUAAAUUUUAACUGUAACUUUUUUAAGGUGGGGACCUUUUGGCAAUGCCCAAUAGUGCAAUGUAUGCCCAAAAACAUAAACUUACAUAACGGGUUGGAGUAAACCUUUAAAGGGACAAUUCUCAUGGAUUACCAUUUCUGUCUGUAACGGAGGUUAAAGGGAUGAUUCUUACGGAUCACCAUGUCAUAAUGGAGGUUAAAGGGACGAUUCUCAUGGAUGCUCAUGCCGGUCUGUAACAGGGACGCCAUGUCUGUCUGUAAUGGAUGUUAAAGGGACGAUUCUCAGGGAUCUCCAUGUCGGUUUGUAACUGAGGUUAAAGGGAGGAUUCUCCCGGAUGCUCAUGUCAGUCUGUAACAGAGGCUAAAGAACCGAUUCUCACAGAUCGCCAUGUCUGUCUGUAACUGAGGUUAAAAGGACUAUUCUCAUGAAUCAACAUGUCAGUCUGUAAUGGAGGUUAAAGGGACGAUUCUCACAGAUCGCCAUGUCGGUCUGUAACAGAUGUUAAAGGGACGAUUCUCCCAGAUCGCCGUGUUGUAAUGGAGGUUAAAGGGACGAUUCUCACGGAUCGCCAUGUCGGUCUGUAACAGAUGUUAAAGGGACGAUUCUCCCAGAUCGCCGUGUUGUAAUGGAGGUUAAAGGGGCUAUUCUCACAGAUCGCCAUGUCGGUCUGUAACAGAGGUUAAAGAACCGAUUCUUACGGAUCGCCAUGUCUGUCUGUAAUGGAGGUUAAAGGGACGAUUCUCAGGGAUCUCCAUGUCGGUUUGUAACUGAGGUUAAAGGGAGGAUUCUCCCGGAUGCUCAUGUCGGUCUGUAACAGAGGUUAAAGGGACGAUUCUUACGGAUCGCCGUGUCUGUCUGUAAUGGAGGUUAAAGAACCGAUUCUCACAGAUCGCCAUGUCGGUCUGUAACAGAGGUUAAAGGGACGAUUCUCACGGAUCGUCAUGUCGGUCUGUAACAGAGGUUAAAGGGACGAUUCUAACGGAUCACCAUGUCAGUCUGUAAUGGAGGUUAAAGGCACGAUUCUCAUGGAUCACUAUGUCGGUCUGUAACGGAGUUUAAAGGGACGAUUCUAACGGAUCACCAUGUCAGUCUGUAACGGAGGUUAAAGAACCGAUUCUCACGGAUCGCCAUGUCGGUCUGUAACAGAUGUUAAAGGGACGAUUCUCACAGAUCGCCAUGCCGGUCUGUAACAGAGGUUAAAGGGACGAUUCUCACGGAUCACUAUGUCGGUCUGUAACGGAGGUUAAAGGGACGAUUCUAACGGAUCACCGUGUCAGUCUGUAAUGGAGGUUAAAGGCACGAUUCUCACGGAUCGCCAUUGUAAUGUCUCUUUAAAGCUGUCCAGUGAACAUGAAAUAUAACUGUGUAAUACCAAACGUGACUUAGCAAACCCAUAACUAGGAGUGUCCGAAGGCUACACUCAGUGGGAUGAAAAGUCAAAUAUUGCCCAAUGUAGUGACUAACUGUGCCAGCGGCUUCAUAUUUAAUGUAUGAAACCAGAAUAACCUGUCACUUUCUUACAUGGAGAAAUAAUUGUAAAAAAAAAAAAACUUUAUGAUUUCUUUAAAUAUGAACUGCUAGGAAUACAACGUGUACAGUGAAUGUAUAUAUAGCGCUAACAGGUGUCCCCAGCACUUUACAGGUUACAUUACAGUAGAGGGAGGUACAGUAAGUGCAGUAGGUAUACAGUGUAUGUAUAUUAUAUUUAUAUAGCGCUAACAGGUGUACUCAGCACUUUACAGGUUACAUUACAGUAGAGGGAGGUACAGUAAGUGCAGUAGGUAUACAGUGUAUGUAUAUUUAUUUAUAUAGCGCUAACAGGUGUACUCAGCACUUUACAGGUUACAUUACAGUAGAGGGAGGUACAGUAAGUGCAGUAGGUAUACAGUGUAUGUAUAUUAUAUUUAUAUAGCGCUAACAGGUGUACUCAGCACUUUACAGGUUACAUUACAGUAGAGAGAGGUACAGUAAGUGCAGUAGGUAUACAGUGUAUGUAUAUUUUAUUUAUAUAGCGCUAACAGGUGUACUCAGCACUUUACAGGUUACAUUACAGUAGAGGGAGGUAUAGUAAGUGCAGUAGGUAUACAGUGUAUGUAUAUUUUAUUUAUAUAGCGCUAACAGGUGUACUCAGCACUUUGCAGGUUAUAUUACAGUAGAGGGAGGUACAGUAAGUGCAGUAGGUAUACAGUGUAUGUAUAUUUUAUUUAUAUAGCGCUAACAGGUGUACUCAGCACUUUACAGGUUAUAUUACAGUAGAGGGAGGUACAGUAAGUGCAGUAGGUAUACAGUGUAUGUAUAUUUAAUUUAUAUAGCGAUAACAGGUGUACUCAGCACUUUACAGGUUACAUUACAGUAGAGGGAGGUACAGUAAGUGCAGUAGGUAUACAGUGUAUGUAUAUUUUAUUUAUAUAGCGCUAACAGGUGUACUCAGCACUUUACAAGUUACAUUACAGUAGAGGGAGGUACAGUAAGUGCAGUAGGUAUACAGUGUAUGUAUAUUUUAUUUAGAUAACGCUAACAGGUAUACUCAGCACUUUACAGGUUACAUUAUAGUAGAGGGAGGUACAGUAAGUGCAGUAGGUUUACAGUGUAUGUAUAUUAUAUUUAUAUAACACUAACAGGUGUACUAAGCAGUUUACUGAUAACAUUACAGUAGAGGGAGGUACAGUAUGUGCAGUAGGUAUACAGUGUAUGUAUAUUUUAUUUAUAUAGCGCUAACAGGUGUACUCAGCACUUUACAGGUUACAUUACAGUAGAGGGAGGUACAGUAAGUGCAGUAGGUAUACAGUGUAUGUAUAUUAUAUUUAUAUAGAGCUAACAGGUAUACUCAGCACUUUACAGGUUACAUUACAGUAGAGGGAGGUACAGUAAGUGCAGUAGGUAUACAGUGUAUAUAUUUUAUUUAUAUAGCGCUAACAGGUGUACUCAGCACUUUACAGGUUACAUUACAGUAGAGGGAGGUACAGUAAGUGCAGUAGGUAUACAGUGUGUGUAUAUUUUAUUUAUAUAGCGCUAACAGGUGUACUCAGCACUUUACAGGUUACAUUACAGUAGAGGGAGGUACAGUAAGUGCAGUAGGUAUACAGUGUAUGUAUAUUUUAUUUAUAUAGCGCUAACAGGUGUACUCAGCACUUUACAGGUUACAUUACAGUAGAGGGAGAUACAGUAAGUGCAGUAGGUAUACAGUGUAUGUAUAUUUAUUUAUAUAGCGCUAACAGGUGUACUCAGCACUUUACAGGUUACAUUACAGUAGAGGGAGGUACAGUAAGUGCAGUAGGUAUACAGUGUAUGUAUAUUAUAUUUAUAUAGCGCUAACAGGUGUACUCAGCACUUUACAGGUUACAUUACAGUAGAGGGAGGUACAGUAAGUGCAGUAGGUAUACAGUGUAUGUAUAUUUUAUUUAUAUAGCGCUAACAGGUGUACUCAGCACUUUACAGGUUACAUUACAGUAGAGGGAGGUACAGUAAGUGCAGUAGGUAUACAGUGUAUGCAUAUUUAUUUAUAUAGCGCUAACAGGUGUACUCAGCACUUUACAGGUUACAUUACAGUAGAGGGAGGUACAGUAAGUGCAGUAGGUAUACAGUGUAUGUAUAUUAUAUUUAUAUAGCGCUAACAGGUGUACUCAGCACUUUACAGGUUACAUUACAGUAGAGGAGGUACAGUAAGUGCAGUAGGUAUACAGUGUAUGUAUAUUUAUUUAUAUAGCGCUAACAGGUGUACUCAGCACUUUACAGGUUACAUUACAGUAGAGGGAGGUACAGUAAGUGCAGUAGGUAUACAGUGUAUGUAUAUUAUAUUUAUAUAGCGCUAACAGGUGUACUCAGCACUUUACAUUACAUUACAGUAGAGGGAGGUACAGUAAGUGCAGUAGGUAUACAGUGUAUGUAUAUUUUAUUUAUAUAGUAACAGGUGUACUCAGCACUUUACAGGUGUACUCAGCACUUUACAGGUUACAUUACAGUAGAGGGAGGUACAGUAAGUGCAGUAGGUAUACAGUGUAUGUAUAUUUUAUUUAUAUAGCGCUAACAGGUGUACUCAGCACUUUACAGGUUACAUUACAGUAGAGGGAGGUACAGUAAGUGCAGUAGGUAUACAGUGUAUAUAUAUUAUAUUUAUAUAGCGCUAACAGGUGCACUCAGCACUUUACAGGUUACAUUACAGUAGAUGGAGGUACAGUAAGUGCAGUGGGUAUACAGUGUAUGUAUAUUAUAUUUAUAUAGCACUAAUAGGUGUACUCAGCACUUUACAGGUUACAUUACAGUAGAGGGAGGUACAGUAAGUGCAGUAGGUAUUCAGUGUAUGUAUAUUAUAUUUAUAUAACACUAACAGGUGUACUCAGCAGUUUACUGAUAACAUUACAGUAGAGGGAGGUACAGUAAGUGCAGUAGGUAUACAGUGUAUGUAAAUUUUAUUUAUAUAGCACUAACAGGUGUACUCAGCACUUUACAGGUUACAUUACAGUAGAGGGAGGUACAGUAAGUGCAGUAGGUAUUCAGUGUAUGUAUAUUAUAUUUAUAUAACACUAACAGGUGUACUCAGCAGUUUACUGAUAACAUUACAGUAGAGGGAGGUACAGUAAGUGCAGUAGGUAUACAGUUUAUGUAUAUUAUAUUUAUAUAGCGCUAACAGGUAUACUCAGCGCUUUACAGAUUACAUUACAGUAGAGGGAGGUACAGUAAGUGCAGUAGGUAUACAGUGUAUAUAUAUUUUAUUUAUAUAGCGCUAACAGGUGUACUUAGCAGUUUACUGAUAACAUUACAGUAGAGGGAGGUACAGUAAGUGCAGUAGGUAUACAGUGUAUGUAUAUUUUAUUUAUAUAGCGCUAACAGGUGUACUCAGCACUUUACAGGUUACAUUACAGUAGAGGGAGGUACAGUAAGUGCAGUAGGUAUACAGUGUAUGUAUAUUUUAUUUAUAUAGCGCUAACAGGUGUACUCAGCACUUUACAGGUUACAUUACAGUAGAGGGAGGUACAGUAAGUGCAGUAGGUAUACAGUGUAUGUAUAUUUUAUUUAUAUAGAGCUAACAGGUGUACUCAGCACUUUACAGGUUACAUUACAGUAGAGGGAGGUACAGUAAGUGCAGUAGGUAUACAGUGUAUGUAUAUUUUAUUUAUAUAGUGCUAACAGGUGUACUCAGCACUUUACAGGUUACAUUACAGUAGAGGGAGGUACAGUAAGUGCAGUAGGUAUACAGUGUAUGUAUAUUUAUUUAUAUAGCGCUAACAGGUGUACUCAGCACUUUACAGGUUACAUUACAGUAGAGGGAGGUACAGUAAGUGCAGUAGGUAUACAGUGUAUGUAUAUUGUAUUUAUAUAGCGCUAACAGGUGUACUCAGCACUUUACAGGUUACAUUACAGUAGAGGGAGGUACAGUAAGUGCAGUAGGUAUACAGUGUAUGUAUAUUUUAUUUAUAUAGCACUAACAGGUGUACUCAGCACUUUACAGGUUACAUUACAGUAGAGGGAGGUACAGUAAGUGCAGUAGGUAUACAGUGUAUGUAUAUUAUAUUUAUAUGGUGCUAGCAGGUGUACUCAGCACUUUACAGGUUACAUUACAGUAGAGGGAGGUCCAGUAAGUGCAGUAGGUAUACAGUGUAUGUAUAUUAUAUUUAUAUAGAGCUAACAGGUGUACUCAGCACUUUACAGGUUACACCUGUUAGAGCUAUAUAAAUAAAAUAUAGACACACGUUACUGUAAUGUAUCCUGUACCCUGCUAUAUAUAGUCUAAUAUUCCUUCCCCCCAGCCUGGGAGCCCUUUCUGUGGGAUCUGUUGAUUUCCAAGGAUUAAUCAAUAAGGGUUAAAGGUCUUGGAAAGAUCAACGUUUAGAUGAGUUUGGGCUCCUGCCAGCUGGUUUAAUUCCAUUGUCACUGAAUGUUUGGGAGCUCCCAUGCAGGACGUGUCCUACUUUGAAUAAAUUCUUUGAUUUCCGGUGAUUUGGUGCAGGGAAUUCCUCUGGCAGUUUCCCUGUGUCGGUCUGCAGCUCUGCCCGGGAUCACAUUGAUUAGCAAUCACACGUUACAUGCCAAUAACACAUAUCAAACAUUAUGUCCUGUAUUAUUUGGGAGUGGGGAGGGAUUAACAGCUGGCAGCUCUAUUUGAUGGGGCUAAUAUAAAGGAUAUUCCAAGAACCGCGAUCACUUCAACAAUUUGAAGUGGUGAUGGUGCCUGACGUCUAUAUGUGCGGCGUUUUGCUAUAUAAAUGAUAGUUUGUAACUCGGGGAGGAACCCUCCCGACGUUUCUAUUGGUUCUCCUCUCGUGGAUGAGAUUUAGAUCAGUCUGAUAAAGCCAUAGAGGCGACAAUAAUUUAUAAUUUAUAAAGGUUGUGCUCAUUCCCAGACCUCCCAAUACUACAAAUGGACAAAGAGAGACACGAAUACAUUUAUACAACUAAAAUGUAACUUAAAACAAGAACAAUGUAUCUUCUCUACACAGACUGAUUUCUAAACACAUUUAUUGUAGCUUAAAGACACAUUACUGGGAGUAUUAUUGCUGUGGAGCUCUGUUAUACACUCAGACAUAUUACUGGGAGUAUUAUUGGUGUGGAGCUCUGUUAUACACUCAGGCACAUUACUGGGAGUAUUAUUGCUGUGGAGCUCUGUUAUACACUCAGACACAGUACUGGGAGUAUUAUUGCUGUGGAGCUCUGUUAUACACUCAGACACACCAACACUAUGGAGCUCCUAGAAAAGAGGGACGUUAGGAUAGAAUAGAGGGACAGAGGGAUUUGGGUCCAAAAUAAGGACUGUCCUUCCUAAACGGGGACACUUGGGAGGUAUGUAUUCUCUAACACUCUGCUUUUAACCUCCUAUUUUCAGGCCCAGGGAUUUCAUCCUAUGCUGAUAAUCCUGCCCAGGCCGGGGAAAGUUUAAAGCCGUGCAUGGAGGAAGCUUUGACUGUCAUCCCGGCAUCGCAACAGAAGGAAACAACCACCUUACUGGGUGCUACGGCCGGCAUGCGGCUUCUCAGGUAAGUCCUGGACUUCGAGACUGAUCAGGAUUUCAGCUGUUUAGUGGGCCACGGGUCUCUGCACACUAUAGAAUUAUGUAAAACCAGAGUAAAUUAACGAGUUUCAGUAAAAUAAAGAAAAUUACAUUUUACAACAGAGGACAAAAUACCAGGACUGGGAAUAUUGAUUUGGUAAAUUAAUUCCCACUGCGAUAUUGUGGCUCAGAUUAAGCCAGUACAAUUUUAACUACAAUUUAAUUACAAUUAUUUAUAUAUCUCCAACCUAUUCCACGGCGCUGUGCAAUAGUGAAACUAAACAAACCGCUAAUAAAACACGUAUGUCAUUCAGGAACAAAAGGUGAAGAGGGCACUACCAAAGGAGCUCACAAUCUAAAUUCUACAUUUAUUAAAUAAACUUUUGGAUGUAUAUAAAUGAAAAUUUUGAGGUUUAUUUGGGUUAAAAAAAAAAUAACUUGAAUACAUUUUAAGGGUAUUUUAGAUUAAAACUACUUGGCACUAGCACUAGACUAUGGCACGAAGUGUUUCCAAUAAAAAUUAAACUUUAAAUCUCAAUAUAUAAAAUCUAUUAUGGGUAACACGAUCUAUCAAGAGACAAAAAGGCAGAGCUCGCCAAGUUCAGGUAAGUUAAUUAGUAAUAACAAGAUUGCUGCAAUACGGUUAAAUUUAAAAAAUUUAAAAAAGAAAUCCUAAAAAUGUCAAAUAAUAUGUUCGAAGAAUGUGCCGAAAAGCUCUGGAAUGGAGAGAUGACAUGCACUGUAAACUGAUCUUAAUAUCUAAUUAAUUGUGAUAAAGGGUUAAAUCUAUAUUCUCUGUAUCCACGCUGGAGGACAAUGUCUCACUGUGACAUCCUAAUACUAGAGGUGUGUCUGCGGUUACAAGACAUAUGUCUGAACGAAAACAUAAACACGGGAGGGUUUUUCUUCCAGAUUAACGAGUAUAAAACAUCACUCCCUCUGAGGUACAAGCCUUUGCGCACGCCGCAUUCCAUGGAAUUUUCCACGUUAAACCACGUUUCCUUCCAAUCCAUCGUUUAAUGGUUAGUUAUUCUAUAGUGUAAGAAAUAUAAAGUUGUAUUCCUAACACUAUAGUUCCCUCUGCUCUUCCACUCGCCCCUCACCGCCCCGCCACACUGGCAGUUAAAUGGUUAAAAAAACACUUUAUUUCCACAAAUUCUGGAUAUCUUGUGGUAUUCGUUUUCUUGGCCGGGGAGAAGUGAUGGGGAUGGACUGCAUGUGAUCCAAUGAAGGCUAACUGUGACACCAGAUGAGUGUGAACUAAAAUUCUCAGAACUCAGUCAGCCCUGAGUGUUAUAACAAGGUCUCAAACUGAGGUCGGACCUUCAUUGUGGACUGCAGAAGUCACUGGUCCCACAUGGAAUGAGAUGGACCUGAGAGGGAGCAGUGUCAGACUUGAGGUUUUAUUUUAGUCAAUUCUGGAAUUAAACCCCACCACUGCCCCGUUUGCAGUGAACCCUCCCGUGAUUGUGUUUUGGUUACAUCCACAUCAAUUGACACUUAGAUUUCAAUAGUUGUACCAGAAAAGCCAGUAGAACUAGGAUUUCAAUAGAGUAAAACCAGCAUUGUCCCAUAACGUGUUUCCCCAUACGUCGUGCUAGCCAGAUGGAUACCUAAAGUUAUUCUGCUUAAAGUAAUUUAAAUUGUACUUAACAGGGGCGUAACUAGGAUCCACUGGGCCCCGCUGCAAGAAUGAAAAAGGGCCCCCCUCCAUGCUCACUCUAAGGAAUACACCAAAGGAUGUUUGUGGUGGCUGAGUGUGAAUGUGGUGGCUGGUUAAGUGUGAUAUGUAUGUGAGGGGCUGGUUGUGAUGUUGGCUGAGUGUGUGUGUAGGUUCUGCAGAGCUGGUUUUAUCCCUGAUGGUCCCGUGGAGCUGCUCUGGAGGUGUCCUUAGGCAGCAUUGUAUACAGCCGUUUCUCUGAAAAGGCAGUAUUUACAUAAAAACGCCAGCAGGGCCUGAUUAUAUUCACCAGAACAAAUACAAUGAGCUGAUAUGAUUUAUUAAGCUGACAUUGUUAUGGUGCCUUUUAACCUCAAAUAAUUUCGUCUUAACCCCUGAUGGACUUGACAACCCAAUGCACAUUUGUGAACUCCUUUUCUUUUUUUUUUUCGGUCAAAUUACUUUUCUACACAAGAAAAACCAAACUUUUAUUUCGUGGGAACAAAACCUUCAGAGUAAUAAACAUCCACUCCCCGAUUCACUUGAAUAAGAUAAAUCUUAAACAAAUAAAAAGUUGGCUUUCUGUAAAACACAGUAACAAAGUAUGUUCCAGCGGUCGAUUACAUCACCCACAUUGUCCCCUUUGUACGCCGUGUGAGAGGUGCGCUCCUGCUGAUGUCAGCAAUGAUCUUAGGUUUGUUGGGAGCCAGAUUAAGUUUAUACGUAAACAGCCAUCAUGUUUGACCACAGAUUGCACUUCGACUUAUUAAGGAAAGCUGUGAGUUCACAGGUCAUCCCGUACUUGGAAAAAUUAUAGAAAAUCAAUAAUAAAAGGGAAGAAAAGGUUUGUAAACACGUGGAUGAGCCGGUUCUUAAACCUUUACUCUAUCAGCUAGGUUUGAUUUUUAUAUUUUAUUGUAUUAACACAUUUUGCACUGUAUGGAAGCAGUGUACUUAUUGGUCAGUGAUACCAAUACAGAAAGUACUACUUUAACUUUAUAUUAAAGGGAUACCCUAAGCACCAAAACCACUUUAGCUUAAUGAAGUAGUUUUGGUGUAUAGAUCAUGCCCCUGAAGUCUCGCUGCUCAAUUCUCUGCCCUUUAGGAGUUAAAUCACUUUGUUUAUCCAGCCGUAGCCACACCUCCACUGGCUGAGACUCCCACAGCCUUCCUAAACAUUUCCUGAAAGUGUCUACAUUGUUUUAGCUUCCCUUACUGCACUGUGUGUUUAAUUUAGAAUUUAUUAUCUGCUGCUCUGUUAAUUGCCAGCUAACGCCUGCAGCAGCCUCCUGUGUGUGAAUUAAAGUUCAACUAACCGACCAGGAGAUAAGAAUGUCUAAAUACAAUGUGCUGUAAGAUCUAAUUGAAAAUAAAACCAUUUUUAAUGGGGGCUGUGUGAGUGACAGCCAGGGGAGGCGUGGCUAGAGCUGCAUAAACCGAAACAAAAGUGAUUUAAAUUCUAAAUGGUAGAGAAUUGAGCAGCGAGACUUCAGGGGCAUGAUCUAUAAACCAAAACUACUUCAUUAUGCUAAAAUUGUUUUGUGCCAUUUUAUUAACAAAGAUCCAAGCUUCCUGUAGUGCUGUAUAAUGCGUAUUAAUGAUUCAAAGAGAUCCUCACAUGAAAUGACUGCUGCCGGCACAUGCAAAUACUUGAAAAAUGGCAAACGUAAAACGCAGAUUUUCAAAACCUGUCCGUCAUAAUAUGCAGUCAAUCCAAAGACCACAGCGCCAUUAUAACUUUUACGUUGUUAAACUAUGGCAGUUAUUAUAACAGCAAUAAGUAAAGGGGUUAGAUGUGAAUAUUGACUUUGGGAGUUGUGUGGGUGUGAUGAGUUACAGUCCACAGCUUCACGAAACAAAUGUCCUCAACCUCCUUUGUGAAUCCUAGCAGCGUCAUUUAUAAAGGCAACAUUAUGCAGUGAUUCUGGUCUCUAGUUAACCAUUUCAGAACCACUCAACAAUGCUCUUCAUAUUGGAAACGGCGGCAGUUUAAAUACACACUACCUGUAGAUACACGACUGAGACAGUCCCAUAACAGGGUUCGGAACUGUUCUACUCUCCUCAAGGUAUUGUUUUUCAGUGUACAUUUUGAAUUCUAAUAAAUAUUAUUUUCAACGGUCCUGUUGCCUACAGUGUGACGAAUCCAAACCAAACACAGGAACUCUUUCGAGAAAUUUCGAAAACCCUUCGAGAGUACCCCGUGGACUUUCAAAGCGCUCGGAUCCUGACGGGCAGCGAGGAGGGCUCACUGGGCUGGAUCACGGUCAACUAUAUUCUGGGCACAAUCUUACGGGUUAGUUGCAAAGUCUGUCCGUGUUGGUAACCAGAUGAAUGCUCACACCUUUUAAUAACCAUGUUGACUUUUUUAUUUUAUGUGAAGUAUUCCUUUACGUCAACCUGGAUUCAUCCCGAUGGCCAGACAAUAGGAGCCAUGGAUCUCGGUGGGGCCUCUACGCAGAUGACCUUUGUUCCCUCUGUAGCUAUUGAAGACAAAGACGCAGAGAUGCAUUUCCGACUGUAUGGCUAUAACUAUACGAUCUACACCCAUAGUUACCUUUGUUACGGGCAAGACCAGUUCUUUAAGAGAGUACUUGCAGCGCUCGUAAAGGUAAGACUUGCCGGCUGUGAUGUCUUCAAAGGACGCCGGAAAUAAAGAACGUUAAUGAGGAUUAUUGGACAUAAUGCAAAUAUAAUACUUUAGCAAAUGUGUGUAUACUUUGAUCAGCACAAUUAUAUAACACAGUUACUACUUUACACAUCACUACAUGCAAAACAAGAACUGCCUGAAUUUACAAAGAGUAACUUAACGAAUUGUAAAAUCAUUUUUUUUUUUUCAUUUGUAACGAUUAGUUUUCCAUCUAUGAUUUGGUUUGAAUUAAGGGCAAAAUUACAGAUGAGUGACGCUCAAGACUAGACAUCCUAGGCCUUUAUAUGCCCGCUACCAAGAAAUAUUCAUAACUAAAGUAUUUUUACCUGUGUGUAUUUUUCUGUUUAGGAUUCCCACACACUGGCUGUUGCACAUCCUUGCUACCCCAAGGGUUACACUGCUACUGUAUCACCUGCCUCUCUAUACAACAGUCCGUGUGUACCACGAGCCAUUAUUCCGGAGCAGAACUUCACAGUGACUGGCGCAGGGAAUCCUGAUCAGUGUCGCCAAACCGUCAUGGAAGUAAUGAACUUCACCAAUUGUCGUAUAGAGCCUUGCUCCUUCGAUGGGGUCUAUCAGCCACCUGUGCACGGACUGUUCUACGUACGUUUCGCCUAAAUCUUAGGGUCUAUAUUAAAAAUAAUUCAACAAAGCUCCUAAUAUUAGCCAGUACUUUUAAACGUCCAGGGCAAAAGACAGGGUUGCGAAGAUUUCUGACCUUCAUGAGGAUGUUUGUAUAUUUCAUCACUGAAUCAUUGUCUCCUUAUUAAAAAGUAGCUGCUGUUACAGUUAAUGUUUAAAGGGACAGUCUAGGUGCCAUAGCCACUUAAAUCAAAGUUGUUAUGGAUAAUCUUAUUGUUUUUGAGCUUAACACUCUUAUUCAGAGUCAAAUAGAGAACAGUGGGAUCGCACUAAACACUGUAACCACUUCAAUGAGAUUAAGUGUUUAUGGUACCUAGAGUCUUGCUUUUACUGUCUUUUAAACAUUUUAUGUUUAGAUUUGAAACCUAUACUUGAAAACGAGACAUUUUAAUGAAUUAUUACCUAUGAAACUUGUAAAUAUUCGAGUAGCUGAUAUUGAUACCUAAUCCUGCCUUGAGUAAUCUGUCCUAUAACUCCUGAUAUUGGCAGAGAAAUCGAAGAAGGGCGAGAUAAGAACCAGUCGGUUGUCCUUUAUUCAGUGACUGAGAGUAUGAUUAAUCUGGGAAUAGGAGAGAGCUGACAAGGGAACUGCAAAUAUGGGCUAAAAGGCUAAAAAGUAAUGAACUAAAUUGUCAAACUGAAUUUAUUUCCUCCCCGAUUUUGUCUGUUUUAACCCAUAAUUUGCAGUUCUCUUGUCAAUGCUGCACAAUUACGUGUAAAUGAACUAUCGUGGCCAGUAAUGUAACCUUUUCGUGAAUUAUUCUGAGGUUUAUAUUCUGGAGUGAGCGUUAAUUAGUGAAAAUUAUUGGUGAACAUUAGUGAUAAAACAAAAUUCACUCUAUCUAAAUAUAUUUACAGCGUAAAUUAAAUAUAUACAUUUACCUUAUUUAGAAAAUGCUGUGAUGAGCAGUCCAGCAGAGUUCAAGCAAGCUCCUGUCAUGUGAAAAAUAAGGGGAUAAUUAAAAUCUGUCCCAUUAUUGGUAAUGUCAUCAUUAUCCACAUGGAGGGAGAGUGAGUGGUACAGCGAAAAGCCAGGGAUGUCCCCACUGUGUUAAUAAUGGUUUUCUCCAAUGGAAAAAUUCUACGGGAGAAACCUGACCUCUAAAGCUCAGAAUUAUCUGGCGAAGAUAAAUCUGUACUUUCCUAUAUUUUCUGGAACUUUGUUCCACUGCAUCGAAAGUUUGCUGAUUCGGUUUAGUACAUAUCCCAUUGUACAGCGCUACGGAAUCUGAUGGCGCUAUAUAAAUAAUAAAAUAAUAAUAAUAUCUCUUGUGAUGAUCUUUAUUUAGUGAGGCUCAUGCAUCCCUUGUUCCCAGAUUUAACCCCAAACUUUUUUUAUUGUUUAUCUCCAGGCAUUUUCUGCGUUUUAUUAUACGUUAAAUUUCCUAAAUCUCACCGACGGACAGUCCCUGAGUGUCACCAAUCAGACAGUCCAGGAAUUCUGCACGCUUGAAUGGAAAAAGGUAACAAAUGGUCUGUUUCAGUCUCAGUAUAUGUGGUAAUCAGGAUAUUGCGCAGCUCUAGAUGUCUGAGACAGUGUUAAAGGUGCGACACAAUGCAAUGGACAAAUGGGCUACAAUUUAGGCUUCACAAAUAUAAUAUAAACUCGCUAAACCAGAUAAAAACCAUCAAAAUAUUACAUCAGGGAUGAGAAUAAGGCUAACCUAAAAAAUAAAAAAAUAUUCAUUUGGUAUAACUUUGCCUGUAGUUUUUUUUACAUAAAAAUGCUAUAUAAUUAUUAUAAGAAGGCUUGAUUUGAUUUAGAAAGUCAAGUUCAGAGAUUAUAUCCUAUUUGGCAAAGGGGCAAAUCAGAACCCACUUCUUCACAGCUUGCAUAUUGAUGUAAAGCAUUUUAUGAUUCAGGAACUCCAGCUCGGAUUUAAUUUAUUUUUUCCUCUUUGUUUAAAAUGUUUUCUGACCAUUUUGCAGUAACUUUCUAGGGAAAAAAUGUACUUUAAGUGUCAUAAGGAGCUGGAGCUCUUACAUGAGGCCCCUGACCGAUAGGGAGCUGGAGCUCUUACAUGAGGCCCCUGACCGAUAGGGAGCUGGAGCUCUUACAUGAGGCCCCUGACCGAUAGGGAGCUGGAGAUCUUACAUGAGGCUCCUGACCGAUAGGGAGCUGGAGAUCUUACAUGAGGCCCCUGAUCGAUAGGGAGCUGGAGAUCUUACAUGAGGCCCCUGACCGAUAGGGAGCUGGAGAUCUUACAUGAGGCCCCUGACCGAUAGGGAGCUGGAGAUCUUACAUGAGGCCCCUGACCGAUAGGGAGCUGGAGAUCUUACAUGAGGCCCCUGACCGAUAGGGAGCUGGAGAUCUUACAUGAGGCCCCUGACCGAUAGGGAGCUGGAGAUCUUACAUGAGGCCCCUGACCGAUAGGGAGCUGGAGAUCUUACAUGAGGCCCCUGACCGAUAGGGAGCUGGAGAUCUUACAUGAGGCCCCUGACCGAUAGGGAGCUGGAGAUCUUACAUGAGGCCCCUGACCGAUAGGGAGCUGGAGAUCUUACAUGAGGCCCCUGACCGAUAGGGAGCUGGAGAUCUUACAUGAGGCCCCUGACUGAUAGGGAGCUGGAGAUCUUACAUGAGGCCCCUGACUGAUAGGGAGCUGGAGAUCUUACAUGAGGCCCCUGACUGAUAGGGAGCUGGAGAUCUUACAUGAGGCCCCUGACCGAUAGGGAGCUGGAGAUCUUACAUGAGGCCCCUGACCGAUAGGGAGCUGGAGAUUUUACAUGAAGCCCCUGACCGAUAGGGAGCUGGAGAUCUUACAUGAGGCCCCUGACCGAAACCAUUCAAGAUUAUUUACUAAAGUGAAUUUCAAAGGCCCAGGGGACCAAGCUAAAGCCAUAGCGGACGUGGAGAAUUUUCCACUUUGUCUAAAUUUCUCUUUAUAUUUGAAAAUCCCUUUAAUUUCUGGACAAUUCUCACUUUGGUAAAAAAAAACCUGCAUCUACAGCAGAAAUGGCAAGACUUCCAGCAAGAUCCCCAACGCACCAGAUAGAGGAAGUAGCUACACAAAGAAUUUUUAAUCUGCGAAUACCUAGCACUGGGAUCCUGGAAAAAGUUCUCAUUAAAUUACAUUGCCAUUAAUUUAAGGAGGAGAAUAGCAAUCGCUCCCUCUGUAAACAAACAUUUGGCAGCUGUGUUACUUCUAAACAAACAGACAGACAGGAUAUCUUUGUAGAGAGAAACCACUAAGGCCCAAUUAACCGUACCAAGUGGCCUGUCGUUCCAUCUCAGUCCCUAAUUAAACUUUUUGGGCCUUUCCACAGCUGGAACAAGACUUCCCUCUAGAAAAGAAGGAUCGUCUGUUACAUUAUUGCACCUCCGCCAUAUACAUCCUCACCUUGCUGCUCGAUGGAUACAAUUUUAGCGAACAAACCUGGGGCAACAUUCAUUUUACUCAACAGGUGAGUUCCACAUCAGUUUUAGGUGGAAUUAUAUUCGCUGACACUAGAUUAUCAGCCGUUACAGGAAUUUCACCUGUAGAUUCUAUUAAUGUGUAUUUACAAUAAGUGACACUGUUUCCUUAUGUAUUUAUAAUCCUAUCUAUAAACUGUUUCCAUAUUUAGUUUAUUUACAAUCCUUCUAUCUGCUAGGACAGGGCUCGGGUUACAGCGUACGCUAGAAUGAUAAGCAGCUGAGCUAUUGGUUGGUUUUUUCGAUUUACAGUUUAAAGGGACACCACACUCAAUGUUUCCAUAAUUCUAUAUAUCUACAGAGUCUUACAUUUUAUUGCGUAUAUUGAACAAUAUAAAUCUUAAUCCGUUUUAUACAAAGCCAUACCGCAGUAAUUAUAUCCGGCAUGUCGCAAAAUGUGUGGAUUUCUGGGACACUUUCAUUUUAAAGUUUGUUACUCUCAUUUGGCCGGAGGCAGGGCUAAUCAGAGACAUUUAAAGUGACCUAAUUACUAUUUAUACAAGUAAAAUGUAAUUUAGAAUGAGAACAAUGUGUCUUAUUUACACAAACUGAUUUCUAAACACAUUUAUUGUUGUUUAACCCCUUAAGGACACAUAACAUGUGUGACAUGUCAUGAUUCCCUUUUAUUCCAGAAGUUUGGUCCUUAAGGGGUUAAACACACAUUACUGGGAGUAUUAUUGCUGUGGAGCUCUGUUAUACACUCAGACACAUUACUGGGAGUAUUAUUGCCGUGGAGCUCUGUUAUACACUCAGACACAUUACUGGGAGUAUUAUUACUGUGGAGCUCUGUUAUACACUCAGACACAUUACUGGGAGUAUUAUUGCUGUGGAGCUCUGUUAUACACACAGACACAUUACUGGGAGUAUUUUUGCUGCGGAGCUCUGUUAUACACUCAGAGAUAUUACUGGGAGUAUUAUUGCUGCGGAGCUCUGUUAUACACUCAGAGAUAUUACUGGGAGUAUUAUUGCUGCGGAGCUCUGUUAUACACUCAGACACAUUACUGGGAGUAUUAUUGCUGCGGAGCUCUGUUAUACACUCAGACACAUUACUGGGAGUAUUAUUUCUGUGGAGCUCUGCUAUACACUCAGAGACAUUACUGGGAGUAUUAUUGCUGCGGAGCUCUGUUAUACACUCAGACACAUUACUGGGAGUAUUAUUGCUGUGGAACUCUGUUAUACACUCAGACACAUUGCUGGGAGUAUUAUUGCUGUGUGGCUCUGUUAUACACUCAGACACAUUACUGGGAGUAUUAUUGCUGUGUGGCUCUGUUAUACACUCAGACACAUUACUGGGAGUAUUAUUGCUGUGUGGCUCUGUUAUACACUCAGACACAUUACUGGGAGUAUUAUUGCUGUGGAGCUCUGUUAUACACUCAGACACAUUACUGGAAGUAUUAUUGCUGUGGAGCUCUGUUAUACACUCAGACACAUUACUGGGAGUAUUAUUGCUUUGGAGCUCUGUUAUACACUCAGACACAUUACUGGAGUAUUAUUGCUGUGGAGCUCUGUUAUACACACAGACACAUUACUGGGAGUAUUAUUGCUGUGGAGCUCUGUUAUACACUCAGACACAUUACUGGGAGCAUUAUUGCUGUGGAGCUCUGUUAUACACUCAGACACAUUACUGGGAGUAUUAUUGCUGUGGAGCUCUGUUAUACACUCAGACACAUUACUGGGAGUAUUAUUGCUGUGGAGCUCUGUUAUACACUCAGACACACCAACAAUAUGGAGCUCCUAGAAUAGAGGGAUAUUAGUAUAGAAAAGAGUGAUUGAGGGAUUUGGGCCCAAAAAGAGUGACCUUCCUAAAUAGGGACACUUUGGAGGCAUGCUACAAGAACCUUUUUUUAUUUUGUGUUCUACUGCAAACUCUACAGAGACCCUUUAGGACACUUUUUGUUUUAGCUGGUUAAUCCUGAGCUAUUGGGUUCAUUUUGUGUGUUUUACAGGUUGAUAAUACCGAUGUUGGCUGGACUCUUGGGUACAUGCUAAACCUGACCAACAGGAUCCCGUCUGAAGCUCCCUCACUGCUAAAGGGCCACAGUUACAACAUGUGGGUGUCCGCGCUUUUCUUUAUAGUACUGAGUAUCACCGCCGGACUAGUGGCCACUUCUCUGCAGUUUUUUCGCCGGAACGUGUGUUCAGGGCAGGGGGGAUGGAGCUGA
Messenger RNA from Pelobates cultripes (western spadefoot toad), 72852 nucleotides. The record is from the annotation of a GenBank genome assembly. NCBI's taxonomy places the organism in Eukaryota, Metazoa, Chordata, Amphibia, Anura, Pelobatidae.